This is a messenger RNA of Osmia bicornis bicornis, 55816 nucleotides long. RefSeq lists its product as uncharacterized. The transcript is spliced from 164 exons. Gene Ontology annotation, cellular component: nucleus. NCBI's taxonomy places the organism in Eukaryota, Metazoa, Arthropoda, Insecta, Hymenoptera, Megachilidae. Gene Ontology annotation, molecular function: calcium ion binding; zinc ion binding. The record is from RefSeq and is a predicted model, not a curated record.
GUAACAGAUGUAAACGAGUGCGAGGAUGGUUCAGCCUGUGGCGCGGACGCUGAUUGCGUGAACACAGAGGGUAGUUUCGAGUGCAGAUGUCGUGCUGGCUAUCAGAUGGAUUCCACACACGGUUGUGUCGACGUAAACGAGUGCAGUCGGACGGAUGCGUGCGCGGCGAAUGCAAGAUGCAUCAAUGUGCCGGGAUCGUACAAGUGCAUCUGUCCCCAGGGCUUCAUCGGUCAAGGACUAACAUUGUGCGAAAACGUGAACGAAUGCGAGAGAAAUCCUUGCGGCGAAAACGCCGAGUGCAGCGACACGAUCGGCAGCUUCGUAUGCAGUUGCAAGGCGGACUACACUGGGGAUCCUUUUAAGGGAUGCAGCGACAUCGAUGAAUGCACGGCGUUGGAGAAUCCUUGCGGAAGAUACGCGAUUUGCAAGAACACGGAUCCUGGGUACAAUUGCAUCUGUCCGACGGGAUAUAGUGCCAAUCCUAAUCCGACAGUUGCUUGUGAACAGACCGAUGUGACUACACUUUGCAAAUCGAACUUCGACUGCGUGAAUAAUGCCGAGUGCAUAGAAGGACAAUGCUUCUGUAAGAAUGGAUUCAAGGCUGUAGGAGCCGAGUGCGUGGACCUGGACGAGUGUCUUUCGAAUCCUUGCGGACCUGCUUCUAUUUGUAGCAACACCAGAGGAAGUUAUCACUGCGAGUGUGAGUCUGGUUUUGUUGGAACUCCGCCGCACAUACCCUGCAAAGCACCUUGCGACGAAGUAACUUGUGGAGACCAUGCGUACUGCAAGGCAGAUGGUCACGAAGCGUACUGUAUCUGCGAGGAUGGCUGGACCUUCAAUCCAAAUGACAUUGCAGCUGGCUGCGUUGAUAUAAACGAAUGUGACGCUGUAAAUGGCCCUUCGGGUCGUUGUGGAAGAAACGCAAUCUGCACUAACACUCUGGGUGGCUUCAGUUGUCAGUGCAAGCCUGGAUUCGCUGGAAAUGCCUUCAAACAAUGUCUAGACGUAGACGAGUGUACCAGACACGAUGCCUGUGGUCACGGUGCUACCUGCACAAAUACAGAAGGUUCUUACGCCUGUACUUGUCCAGAAGAAACCAUACCGGAUCCUGAUCCUUACAUCAAGUGUGUCGGUAUAGUUACCUGCGAGGUUGACGGAGACUGUCCUGGAAAUGCCAUUUGCGACCCACAGAAACGAUGCCUGUGUCCGGAGCCCAACGUUGGAAAUGACUGUAGACAUCCUUGCGAGGACUUGACUUGCGGACCAAAUGCACAUUGCAUGUUAUCUAACGACGUGGCAACCUGCCUGUGCCGCAGUGGUUACACAGGAAAGCCUGGAGUUAAGGGUGGUUGCAGGGACAUCGACGAGUGCGCGAUCAAUCCGUGUCCUCAGGGUGCAAUUUGCAACAACGAGCCUGGUUCCUUUUCUUGUCAGUGUCCUAGCGGUACCACUGGAGAUCCUUACAGUGGUGGUUGCCAGGAAUCUAAGUCCCCACACGUUUGUGGACCCAGCACCCCGUGUCCAGCUGGGGAACAGUGUAUCAAAGAUGAGUUCGUGGGCAGUAGUGUGUGUAUUUGUCAAAGAGGAUACACUCGUGACCAUGAAACUGGUAAAUGCAGAGACAUCAACGAGUGUAUGGAGCUCAGGGAGAAACCUGCCUGUGGUGUCAAUGCUAUUUGCAAGAAUCUACCUGGGAGUUAUGAAUGUCAGUGUCCACCUGGGUUCAAUGGGAACCCCUUCUCCCUUUGCGAAGAAUGCAACAGCAUCGAAUGUCAGUGUCAGCCUCCCUACAAGAUCGUUAAUGGUAAGUGUAUGUUGGCUGGGUGCUCCAAGGGUGAGAAAUGUCCCAGUGGUGCUGAAUGUAUAACGAUCGCUGGUGGAGUCAGCUAUUGUGCCUGUCCUAAAGGGUACACUACCAAAAUUGAUGGUUCUUGCGAGGAUAUUAACGAAUGCAUCGUUGGGCACCAAGUUUGUGGAUACGGAGCGGAGUGCAUCAAUUUGCCUGGUUCCCAUCAGUGUGUCUGUCCGCAUGGAUAUGGUGGAGACCCAUACAACGGUCUCUGUUCUCCGGCCCAGAAAAGAUGCACAAGUGACAACGAAUGCAAAGCUAACGAGAAGUGUGUGCAACCUGGUGAAUGCGUCUGUCCACCACCGUUUUAUUCAGACCCUCUCGAUGGCAACCUUUGUAAAAAUCCCUGUGAUCGUUUCCCAUGUGGUAUGAACGCGAAGUGUACCCCAAGCGAUCCACCAAGGUGCAUGUGCGAGGCUGGGUACGAGGGAGAUCCUCAACAUGGAUGCGUCGAUGUCAACGAAUGUGCGAACAAUCCCUGUGGACACGGUGCUUACUGCAUCAACACUAAGGGCGACCAUAUCUGCGAGUGUCCAAAGGGAACAGUGGGUGAUCCUUAUGGUGCUGGUUGUACGGGAGUUGCUAUUCCAAAGAACGAGUGCUCUUCCAACGACGACUGUGAUAAUAUUUUCGCUUGUGUAAACGGAAGGUGCGUGAACCCUUGUGAAAACAUACCUUGUGGGCCAAAUGCCUAUUGCGAACCUGACAAGCACGCUGCUUGGUGUCGAUGUGUGAUCGGAUUCGUGGAGGGCAAAAACAACGAAUGUGUUUCUCAAUGCGAUGGCUUCGUAUGCGGCUCUGGAGCACAGUGCAUCGUGAGCUACAGCGGACCAACUUGCAAGUGCAUCGAAGGUUUCAUGGGCAAUCCGUUCCCUGGUGGACAGUGCCAACCGGACGUCUGUUCACCGGAUGUUCCUUGCGCUGAGCCAAGCGUCUGCAUAAGUGGAAGGUGUAAACGCCGCUGCGAAGGGGUAGUCUGUGGUGUGGGUGCUUCUUGCGAUCCGUCUACGAACAAAUGUGUCUGCAAUCCAUACUUCAUUGGAAAUCCUGAUCUUCUCUGUAUGCCACCGAUCAAUCCUGCUGUCUGUGAUCCCGGCUGUGGUUCUAACGCCCACUGCGAGUAUACUCUUCAAGAAUCAAAAUGUGUCUGUAAUCCUGGAACUACUGGAAAUCCGUAUCACGGUUGCGGUAUACAAGACAAGUCUGAUUGUUCCACCGCAUCGUGUGGCAAAGAUGCACACUGCAACGCUGGACCGAAUGCUGUUGAGUGUUUAUGUCCUCCUGGAUACGCAGGGAACCCCUACAUUCAGUGUCAUGACAUCAAUGAAUGCAAUGGAAAUGCUUGUGGAAACAAUGCAGUUUGCAUCAACACCAUCGGGAGCUACGACUGUCGCUGCAAGGAAGGCUUCUUCGGCAACCCGUUCAUCGGUUGUCAGCAAGUCCAAGUGGGCCCCUGCACCGAUCCUUCAACCUGUACCUGCAGCGACACCGUUCCAUGCCCAUUCGACUACAGUUGUGUGGGAGGCAAGUGCAUAAACAAAUGCAGCGACGUGAAAUGUGGUCCCAGAUCGGUUUGUCAAGAUGGUGCCUGCGUUUGCCCACCGGGAUACAGCGGCAAUGCUAACGACCUCACCAAAGGCUGCCAUCUUCACGGCCACUGCUCCAACGACCUGGACUGCGAGCCUCAGCAAAUCUGUUUCCAAGUUGGCAAAGGUGUUCGAAAGUGUGUCGACGCGUGCAGCAAGCUGCAGUGCGGUCCGAACGCAUUGUGCAUCACUCAGAAUCAUGUGUCCUCGUGUCUGUGCAUCGACGGGUACCAGGGUAACCCCAGCAACCUGGUAGAAGGUUGUCAGCCAUCCAAGUCAGUCAUUACACCGGGAUGUCGUCAUGAUUCCGAUUGCCAGGAAGGUUCUUUCUGUAUCGGCAUGGACAGUGGUACUCGCGAGUGCGUGAAUCCAUGCAGCAAAGUGGUUUGCGGUGCCCAUCAGAAGUGCGAGCCGGACAUAAUCCCUGGCCAUGCCACCUGCAAGUGCCAAGAUGGAUACGAGUGGAAUCCGAUAUUGUCCUCCUGCGAGAAACCAUCUGUUCCCGAUUGUAUCUCGGACGAUGACUGCCAUUCGACUGAAGCCUGUAGACCUGACGCUUUGGGUGUGCUAAAGUGUAUCUCUGUGUGCCGUAGUUUUACCUGUGCGAUCAACUCUCAGUGCGUGGCCGAACGACAUCACGGUCGCUGCGAAUGUCUACCAGGCUUCAUCGGUAAUCCAAAUGAUCGUCAGGGUUGUCAGACACCCAGAAAGGAUCAAUGCUCAACCGACAGCGAGUGUCCGGAGGAUCAGACUUGCAGAAGCACAGAGGAAGGACUACUGACCUGUCAACCAGUAUGCAAUUUUGUUACCUGCGGUCCAAACGCUCUCUGCAUAGUUCACAAUCAUGUCGCCAAUUGCGAAUGUCCACCUGGUCUCUAUGCCGGUGAUCCUAACGACGUGGUUAAAGGAUGUCGCACUGUUCCUUGUGUCUACAACAUCGACUGUCCACCUACUCAACUGUGCAACAGGCUAACACACACGUGUUACGAUGCUUGCGACGAAAAUGCCUGCGGAGCAAACGCUGUUUGCAUCGCAGACGACCAUAGAGCUAUCUGCCAAUGCCCACCUGGACUUCGACCUAAUCCUGUGCCAGACGUAGAAUGCGUUGCCAUUGAAGCUUGUCACCCGAAUCCCUGUCACGAGACGGCCAUAUGCGUUCCAGGACCUUCAAAUAAUCCUAUCUGUCAGUGCCCAUCCAAUUUCGUCGGCGAUCCCUAUGGCAAUGGCUGUCAACCUGAAGGCUACUGUGCUAGCGUCAAGGACUGCCCUGUUCAUUCUAUCUGCCACAACCAUCGUUGCGUCAAUCCUUGUGAAGAUGCUUGCGGACCGAAUUCCAUAUGUGAGCUCGUCAAUGGACAACCGACCUGUAAAUGCAUUCACAGAUUCGUUCCAUCUUCGAAGGGACCGCAAGAUGGAUGCGUCCGGGCGAAGAACUAUUGUGCCGUCGAUGCUGAUUGCGAUGAAAGCGUAUGUUUAGAUGGACAGUGUAUAGCUGUCUGCCGAGCGACUGAUGACUGUUCUAUCGGUGAAAAGUGUCUGAACAAUAAGUGCAUGGUUCCUUGCGUCACUCAUAAUCAGUGCCAGAAUGAUCAGGCCUGUGUCAAUGGAGUUUGUAUUCUGGGAUGCAGGAGCAAUAAGAACUGCCCCUCAACUGAGUCCUGUAUCAACAACAAGUGCCAAGAUCCAUGCAAAAGGAAAGACGUUUGCGGUCCAAAUGCAAUCUGCAGUUGCACCAACCAUGCAAUCACCUGCACCUGUCCACUUGGUUUCCACGGAAAUCCCACGCCGCAACAGGGCUGUGUCAGAGUACCAGGCAUCUGCGAUGGUCAUCAAGAUUGCCCCAGCCAGCACGUCUGUGUUUCUGGAUUCUGUCAAUGCCAGUGCAGUGAACAGAACAACUGUGCUGAAGGAGAACGCUGCAAGAACGGUAUCUGCGUUAAGAUAUGCUACAGCGACAGCAAUUGUUUGCCCGGCGAAUUGUGCAUCGACGGAGUGUGCGAAGUGGGCUGCACUUCCGACGUCGGCUGCAAGGACAACGAAGUGUGCAUCAACAACAAAUGCAAAUGCAGUCACGGUUUCGUUGCUGGUCCAGAACGUUGCUUGGAUGUGAACGAGUGCGAGGAUCAACCGUGUCACUCGAGCGCGGAGUGCGUCAAUCUUCAAGGAUCCUAUCGCUGCGUCUGUCCAUUAGGCACUGCCGGUGAUCCUGUGGGAUCUGGCUGUGUGAUACCUCAUCAAUGCACCGUCAAUGCUGAUUGCGCGGAUUCACAAGCAUGCAUCCAGCAUAAUUGCACCGAUCCUUGCUCUCUGGUUGAUUGCGGACCUAACACGGUUUGCUCUGUACUGGAUCACACUGCUGCCUGUCAGUGUCAACCUGGUUACAUCGGCGAUUCCUCUGGGUGCUUCAAGGUGGAAUGCCUUUCCAAUAACGAUUGUUCUACAGAUAAAUAUUGCAACCAGGAUACCAACAAAUGCAGCGGUCCUUGUAAUCAAGUCGAUUGUGGAUACGGUAAUUGCGUAGCCUACGAUCACUCUAGUAAAUGCAAAUGCUAUCCAGGAUUCGUGCUGGCAGAUGAUAUCUGUGUCGACGUUAACGAGUGUUUGAAGAAUCCUUGCCACCCUUCUGCAGUUUGCCAAAAUUCAGAAGGAUCGUACGAAUGCAUUUGUCCACAUGGUCUGGUGGGAGAUCCCUUCAAGUCUGGUUGCAAGCAACCCGGUGAUUGUUUCACGGAUACCGAUUGUCCGAAUUCUGCAGCUUGCGUUGACAACAGGUGCAAGAAUCCUUGCGAUAUUUCGACUACUUGUGGCAAGAGUGCAGAGUGUUUCGUUCAGGAUCAUGUUCCCCUUUGCAAGUGCCCUGGACAGACCACUGGAAAUCCAGCGGUGGAAUGCGUCCACUUGGAGUGCAACUACCACAGUGACUGUAAUCCUUCAGACGCGUGUUACAAUCACAAGUGCGUCGAUCCUUGUUCUCUAUCGAAUGUUUGUGGUCAAGGAGCAGAUUGUUCACCCCUGAAUCACAGUGCUGUCUGUACUUGUCAGCCAGGUGGUACAGGCGAUCCAAACUUAGGUUGUACACCUGUUCAAUACUGUAAGUCGGAUUCUCAGUGUGCAACGGGUUCGGCAUGCAGCGGUGGCAUAUGUACAGCACUCUGUGGCAGUACAAGGGAUUGUAUCGGUGACCAACUUUGCAUCAAUGGUCUCUGCCAACCCACCUGCAAGAGUAAUUCCAGUUGCCCAGAGUAUCAGUACUGUCACAACAACAUCUGCGUACAAGAAUUGCGUUGCACAUCCGACGACGAUUGUUCUUACGACGAAAGGUGCAUCAAAAACAACAUUGGACAAGCAGAAUGCCAGAAAUCUUGCGACUUGGUCCUUUGUGGACGCAACGCUGAGUGCAGAGCCAAUGAUCACCAGGCGGUGUGCUCUUGCAAAGCUGGUUUCUUCGGAAACGCCAAAGACGACAAAAUCGGCUGUCAACCCAUCGAGUGCGAAAGUAACGAUGAUUGCAGCGGAGAGAAAAUCUGUGAUACUCACAAGUGUAGGAUCGCGUGCUUGGCCCACAAUCCUUGCGGCGUUAAUGCUAUUUGCACUGCAGAGAAACACGUUCAGAUCUGCACGUGUCAACCAGGAUACACAGGGGAACCAACGCAUGGCUGUCAAUUGAUCGACUAUUGUUUGAACGAACCAUGUGCUCCCGGAGCUGUGUGUGAGAAUUCCCGAGGAUCCUAUAAGUGUCACUGCCAACAAGGUAUGGUUGGCGACCCGUACAACAGCGGCUGUCAACCACCAGUCGAAUGCCUACACGACGACGACUGUCCAUUAACUGCCAAAUGCAUAAACGUCAACAAUAUACCAAAGUGUUUCGAUGUUUGUUCACGUACACAGUGUGGACCGAACGCAGAUUGCGUUGCCACUAAUCACGCAGCAGCCUGCCAGUGUAGAUCCGACUACGAGGGUGAUCCAAACAAUUUAAGUAUAGGUUGUCGACCGAAACCAGUAAGUUGCUCAUCAGCCACAGAUUGCUCGACCAAUACUUACUGUUACGAAGGAAUCUGUCGACCGUUCUGUCAAUCCGACGAGGAAUGCAAUCUAUCGGACGUGUGCCUGAGUGGACAGUGUUUGGAUCCUUGUAACGUAAGAGCCGCAUGCGGAAUAAACGCGGAAUGCAACGUAAGGAGUCACAUCAAGCAGUGCAGUUGUGCUCCGGGAUUCACUGGGAACUCGGAAGUGGAAUGCGUGAGACUGCCGGUGUCCUGCAAAGAUAGCAACGAUUGCAACGAGGGAAACACCUGUCGCGACAACGUGUGUCUACCGAUCUGCGAUAGCGACACCGAGUGCGCGUUCAACGAGAAAUGCAUCCGUGGCAACUGUCUGCUGACCUGCAGACUCGACAACGAUUGUUUCCUGGGUCACAUAUGUCUAAACAACAUGUGCACCUUCGGUUGUCGCGCUGACGAGGACUGCAACGCUAACGAGGCCUGCAUUACCAACAAGUGCACCAAUCCCUGUGAAGCAACUCCGUGUGGUCCGAACGCAAAGUGCACUGUCUUCAAUCAACGAGCCACUUGUUCGUGUCCUGCGGGUUUCAUUCCUAAUCCAACUGCGAAAGUGGCUUGCCUGAGAUCACCUGGACCUGUCUGCCAGGCGAGCAGGGACUGCUCAACUGGAACAGCUUGUAUCGGAGGUGUCUGCACACCUGUCUGCUCUACGGACUUGAAUUGUCUGAGCAACGAACGCUGCGAUCCCUCUGGCAUCUGUAAAUCCUUGUGCAGGAGGGACGAGGAUUGUAGGAGCGGAGAGAUAUGCGAGGGACUCGUCUGUGUGAUUGGAUGUCGAUCGGACGUAGAAUGCCAGGAAAAUUACGCCUGCCUAAAUAAUCAAUGUCAGGAUCCUUGCUUGCUCUCCGAUGCCUGCGGAGUGAACGCUAAGUGCUCGAUCGUGAAUCAUCGGAAGUUAUGCGUUUGCCCUGCACCGUUGGUUGGCGAUCCGCUAAUUGGAUGCAAACAAGCGUUCCUGCCUUGCAACACGGAACUGGAAUGCGCGACCGGCCAAACUUGUUACGGCAGAUCCUGUUACGCCACCUGCAGAAGCGAUGCUAAUUGCUUGAGCGACGAACGAUGCGACGCUGGAAUUUGCAAGGCUAUCUGCAACAGCGACGAUCAUUGUGCAGCGAAUCAGAUCUGUCAGAAUAGAUUGUGCGAUAUCGGAUGCCGCAGCGACAAUACUUGCCCCAACGACGAGUCCUGCGUGAACAACAAGUGCAGAAAUCCAUGCGAAGGCGGCAAAGCCUGCGGAGAAUGUGCAGGGUGCCGCGUGGUGAACCAUGUAGCACAAUGCAGCUGUCCAGCUAAUUAUUAUGGAAAUGCAUUAAUCAGCUGUUCCAAGUCUAUGAUUCCUUGCGAUAGCUCUUGCGAAUGCGAUGAAAUUGGAUUCUGCACAAAGAGUUGCUCCAGUCAGGACCAAUGUUCCUGUGGAGAAGUUUGUCAUUCUGGAAAAUGUCGCAUCAAGUGUGAUAUCAAUAAUUACUGUCCAAAGGGUUACGUUUGUGACGGAGGACUGUGUCUCGUCGGUUGUCGAACUCAUUCCGACUGCCCCUCGUCUCUAUCCUGUGUGAGUGGCCAGUGCGUGGACCCGUGUUCUGCAAACGGAUCUCCUUGUGGCAUCAAUGCACUCUGUCGCGUUUCCAAUCAUCGUGCAGUGUGUCUGUGUCCAGAAGGUUUCCAGGGAGAGCCAAGUGAAGAAUGUUAUCAAUUGGAGUGUCACCGAGACGACGACUGCGAGGCGAACAAACGUUGCAGCGAGGAUGGAGUUUGUACGAAUCCUUGCCUGCAACACGGUGUUUGCGGUUUCAACGCACAAUGUAGGGUGGUGAAUAGGAAGGCUCAGUGUUCCUGCCCACCUGGACACUAUGGAAACCCUAAGAUCAACUGCAAGAAAGGAGGAGACGAAUGUCUGAGAAGACCUUGCGGCGUGAACGCGAAAUGCAGGGAGACUUUGAACGGAUUCGAGUGCACUUGCGAUCCUGGAUGUCACGGUGAUCCUCAUCAGGCUUGCAUCUGCGACGGAGGAGAACUUUGCAAGGAUGCUCGCUGUGGAGUGAAUGCUGCCUGUCGCAUUUACAACAACCAGCCCCAAUGUUACUGCCCAGCCAACUAUCCAUCUGGCGAUCCGAUGCAUGCUUGUAGCACAGACAAGAGCUUAGGCGAUUGUCGCACGAACGGUUGCGGUAAGGGUGCAGAGUGCAUCCGUGACGGUACAAUAUUUGUAUGCAGAUGUCCACCUGGUACCAGUGGAUCUCCAGACGUUGAGUGCACCACAGAGCGCGAAUGCACCAGUGACCUAGAGUGCCCCAAUGAAAAAGCCUGCAUAAAUCUGCAAUGCGUGGACCCGUGCGGUCUUCGCGGUGCCUGUGGGAUCAACGCUCUGUGUCGUGUGGUUCUGCACAAGCCACGAUGUUCCUGUCCGCAGUGCUAUAUCGGUAUGCCCCACACGGCCUGUCAUCCAGAUCCUAAAUGCGACACGCUCAAUCCCAGACCUACACCGAGUAUCGGUUGCUCGUCCGAUCGCGACUGUCCAGAGAGUUUGUCGUGUCACACGCGAACGGGCGAAUGUCGUGACCCGUGUUUAAGCUCUCGAUACGCAUGUGAAGUGAACAAGAGAUGCCAGGUGCGUAACCACAGGCCGAUGUGCGUAUGCAAAUACGGUUUCGUCGUGAACGAGAUCGGUGAACUGACAUGCGCCCCCGACACGUUGACAUGCACCAGGGACUUCGACUGUCCGUCGAACGCCGCGUGCGUGAAUGGAAAAUGCCAGAAUCCGUGUAACGUGAGAAAGAAAAAGCCGUGUCCGGCUGAUAAAACCUGCGAUGUCCUGGACCACCGUCCCGUCUGUAUAUGCACACAAAAUUGCAAUCCCUCCCUCUCCAUUUGCCUGCGAGACAGUGGCUGCUCUCCAGACUUGGCGUGCCGCAACUAUCGCUGUGUGGACCCAUGCAGAAACUCCACCUGUCCGGCUGAUGCCCCCUGUUACGUGGAGGAGCACAAGCCUAUCUGCAAGUUCUGUCCCCCCGGCUUUGUGCCAGAUACUAAAUACGGAUGCAUGAAAGCAGUUCACGACUACACGCCAGACUAUUUCUGCGAGUCCGACGACAACUGCAGCGACACAGAAGCGUGUGUCGAUGGAUCCUGCGUUGAUCCUUGCGUCGAUCAUUGUCGAUUGCCAGUUCGAUGUAGGGUUAAAGCACACAGGCCAAUUUGUGGCUGCGAGGAUGACACUUGUACAUACACUACAACGCAAACAUCGUCUACAAUUGAUUACACAACACACGAAACCGAUGAACCAUUUUCGACAGUUACACAACCCAACGUUGAUACUUUACCAUAUACUUUAUCCACCAUUCACGAGGAAACUUCAACAAUUUCGUAUUCGACCGAGGGUACCACAACUCCUGUUGCUGAAGAAAGUAGUUCUGUGUCUGUGGAAGGCAACUUGACUUUGACGACAACAGUUGUUACUGAUACUUCAGAAACUUCUACGACACUUUUCCCGGAUGCUGCUAUAACAGUUAAAGAUAUUGAUACAACUUCGUAUGACGAAAUUACAACCUUGAUCUCUUCAGAGGUACCUGGCGUUAAAGACAUUUCAGAUGAAAGCACGGAUGUUGUUCCAACGGUAGGAGAUAUUGAAACAACCAGUUAUACAACCCUUGAAACAACAACUGUGCCCUAUGAUGAUGGUACAAAAAGUAUUACUACAGAUAGGGUUCAAAUAGUCACUCCAGUUACAUAUGUUCAUUUUACGGAGAAGAUACCAUCAUCAGGAGAUGUUGUUACAGUUACACCGGUAUACGUAGGAGAAUACACUACGGAAACGACAACAGAUGUUACUGAAUCUAUAGAUAUGUCUAGGAGUACAACUGAGGUUGUUACAUUUGCAGACAGCUCGACUGAAAUGCAUUUGACUACCGAAAGUUCGAAUUUGAUGACAACGGAAGAUGUUACGUUGAUCACUGUAACAGCGCAGUAUCCUUUAGAACAAGAAACAACAUUUGAAACACCGUCGACGACUGAACAAUAUUUCACUGAAUUAACAACUGAACAACAAUCAACAACGCAUCCUUCUGAUACUAAACAACAUUCUACAGAGCCAUUCUCUGUUGAGCAACAAAAAACAACUGCACAGUAUUUUACAGAACAGCCUUCAACAACCACAUAUUAUUCUACUGAACAAGCUUCAACAACUGAAUCUUAUUCCACAGAACAAUAUUCUACUGAACAACCUUCAACAACCACACAAUUUUUCACAGAACAACCUUCAACAACCACACAAUAUUUCACAGAACAACCUUCAACAAUCACACAGUAUUCUACAGAACAGCCUUCAACAACUGAACAAUAUUCUACAGAACAAAUGCCAACAUCAGAACAAUCUUCUACUCUAGAAACACCUACAAAUGCCACAGAAACAACUGGAUAUACACGUUGCAAUGAAACCAUUGACAGUAAAGACUGCAAAGUCUGUUUUAACCAUACCAAUCCAUGUUUAAAUGAAACUAAAUGGAAUGUAACGAAUCAUCGGCCCGUGUGCUUCAACCUAACAGUCAACCAGAGUACAUCUAAUUGUAGCAUACUCCCAGAUACCAAAUGCACAACGCACGACGACUGUCUCUCCCAAUUGGCCUGUAUUAAUCAACAGUGUUUGAACCCCUGCACUGUUCACAAUCCAUGUGACUUCGUGGAGGUGUGUCAUGUUCAAGAUCACAGACCCGUUUGCGUGAAAGAUAUAACGAACGAUACAGAUUGCCCUUACUGUCCACCAGGCAUGCAGUGUGACCCAGCGACGUACACUUGCGUGAAAGCGGGUUGCACUAGCCACAAAGAUUGCCCGCUGACAGAGGCGUGCAUUGAGGGCACUUGUCAGGAACCGUGUCUCGUUUGGAACCCGUGUGCCCACAACGCGAUUUGUGUUAACACGAAUCACAAAGCAGACUGCAGUUGCGAGGAUGGUUACCACGGAAAUGGUUUCUCCUACUGUGCACCAGAAGAAGAAGAGGGCAAAAACAUCUGCCAAUACAACGAAGAUUGUCCACCGAGCAAGUACUGCGAUCGUCUGAACAGGAAAUGCAUUGAUCCUUGCCUGGAAACAGACUGCGGUGCUAACGCUAACUGUUAUCCAGAGAAUCAUCAAGCACAGUGCAAAUGUCUGCCGGGAUUCCAAGGGAAUCCACACGUUGGUUGCACUCAAGGAUCUACGGAUCCUUGUGUUCCAAAUCCUUGCGGAUUGGACGCCAUGUGUGAGAAUGACAACGGAAAUCCAAUAUGCUUCUGCCCGAAAGGUUUAACCGGAAAUCCCUUUGAGCAAUGCAUUCCAGAGGGUGAUCAAUGCCAAGGCAAUCCUUGUGGUACCAACUCUGGCUGCCGAGUAGUAUCAGGACAAGUGAGGUGUUUCUGUCUGCCAGGAUACGAAGGAAAUCCUCCUCAAUCUCCUUGCUCGCUACCUACUAAUCCUUGCGAGCCAUCGCCAUGCGGACCUAACACUCAAUGCUCGGUUUUGAACAACGGUCUUUCGAAAUGCACCUGUUUGCCAGGAUAUAUCGAAAGUCCUAACACGAUCAGAGGAUGCGUGCCAAAGUCCGAUCAGUGUGAUCCUAAUCCUUGUGGACCAGGAGCCAAAUGCGACGCGAACAGGAUACCACCAUGCUAUUGUCCCGGAAACACCAUUGGAAAUCCUUAUCAAAGCUGUGCUGCACCACCAGCCCAUGUGCCUGAUCCUUGUUUGCUGAUGCCCUGCGGAAAGAACGCAAUCUGCAUCGAAGAAGAUGGUGCAGCGAAAUGUAAAUGCGUGCCACCAUUCAUUGGUAAUCCGUAUAUAGACGGCUGUGAGGCAGAGUGCAUCGUGAACCAGGAUUGCGAAAAUCAUUUGGCGUGCUUCAACCAGCACUGCAGAGAUCCUUGCCCAGGUGUCUGUGGUUCAAACGCGAAAUGCGAAGUGGUUGAACACAUUCCAGUCUGUUCUUGCUUGCCUGGCUACACAGGGGAUCCAUUCAGCUCCUGUAAAGUCGAGAAGUCUCCUCUUCCGCCUCAAAAUCCUUGUAUGCCAUCACCUUGUGGACCGCACAGUAUCUGUCGUGUGAUGAACGAUCGUGCAGUGUGUUCCUGCAGCCCAGGAUACCAUGGCACGCCGCCAUCCUGUCGUCCAGAGUGUCUGGUUAGCUCGGAAUGUCCUGCACACCUGGCUUGCAUCGGGCAAAAAUGUGGAGACCCUUGUCCUGGUUUGUGCGGUCAGAACGCGUUGUGUCAGGUCGUCAAUCAUAACCCUAUCUGUAGCUGUCCUCCGGAAUACGUUGGUGAUCCUUUCACCCACUGUGUCAAGGAAGAUACGCCACUACCAGGACCAAAAAAUCCUUGUCUGCCUCCACCUUGUGGUCCUAAUGCGGACUGUCGCGUGCAGGAGAACCAUCCUGUCUGUACAUGUAUCAGUGGAAUGUUUGGAGCUCCACCAAAUUGCAGACCAGAGUGUUUGAUCCAUCAGGACUGUCCAAAUUACCUGGCCUGUGUUCAGAAAAAGUGUGUCGAUCCCUGUGCCGGGUCUUGUGGGUUCAACACGAACUGCACUGUACAGAAUCAUCGUCCCAUGUGUCAGUGUUAUCAGGGCUACGAAGGGGAUCCUUUCUCUGGCUGCAGCAAAGUUAUUUUCCCUCUUGAAUUACCCUGUGAUCCAUCACCGUGCGGUGCAAACGCAGUCUGCAAAGAACGAAACGGAGCUGGUUCGUGCACCUGUUUGCCUGAUUACACGGGAGAUCCUUACGAGGGAUGCAGACCAGAAUGCGUUCAGAACUCUGAUUGCGUUCACACGAAGGCUUGUAUAAACAACAAGUGCAAGGAUCCGUGCAUAGGCGCUUGUGGCAUAAAUGCUCAGUGCCAAGUGAUUAAUCAUCAGCCUUCGUGCAGUUGCUUGUCCGGUUACACUGGGGAUCCUCUAAAAUCUUGUCAUAUAUCAUCUGUAACACCAUUGCCAGGUGAUCCGUGCCAACCAUCCCCGUGUGGUCCAUACAGUAAUUGUCGCGUGAUUGACAAUCACGCCGUCUGUUCCUGUCAACCAGACUACGUGGGCAGUCCACCGCAAUGUCGCCCAGAAUGCGUGGUCAGCACCGACUGUACUCAAAACACGGCGUGUAUUGCGCAAACGUGCAGGGAUCCAUGUCCAGGCACUUGUGGCCAAAACGCUGAUUGCCAAGUCAUCAAUCACAAUCCUGUGUGCAGCUGCACGUCAGGAUACACUGGAGAUCCAUUCUUCGGAUGCGUUAAAGAACCGGAAGCAAAACAGCCUGGAAAAGAACCAAGCGGCAACCCAUGCAUUCCAUCGCCCUGUGGACCGAACUCUCAGUGUCGAGUGAUAGAUGGAUUCCCCGCAUGUUCUUGUUCACCUAACUACGUAGGCAGAGCUCCUAAUUGUCGACCUGAAUGUGUAAUCAACGAGGGUUGUCCUGGAAACCUUGCUUGUCAGAAUGAACAAUGCGUGGAUCCAUGUCCAGGUUCCUGUGGUGUGAACACCUACUGCAACGUCGUGAAGCAUAAUCCAGUUUGCAUUUGCAACACUGGAUAUACUGGAGAUCCGUUCACCGAAUGUGUACCAAUACUGGAAGAACCCACCACGACCGAACAACCUCGUACACCGUGCAAUCCAUCACCCUGUGGUGCGAAUGCUGUUUGCAACGAACGAAACGGUGUAGGGUCUUGCACGUGUCUGCCAGAAUACAUCGGCGACCCGUACACAGGUUGCAGACCAGAAUGUGUCACAAACACCGAUUGCGAGCGUAACAAGGCUUGCCUCAACAACAAAUGCGUGAAUCCUUGCCCUGAUACCUGCGGUCAAGGAGCCACUUGUCGAGUGAUCAACCACGCUCCAUCCUGCUCCUGUCUGCCUGGAUACACCGGAGAUCCUUUCAACGCGUGCACUGGAAUAGAAGUAACACCAUUGCCGGUUAAUCCUUGCGAGCCUUCGCCGUGCGGACCUAACAGCAACUGCCGUGUACACAAUGAACAUGCAGUGUGUCUGUGUCAACCAGGAUUCGUUGGAGUACCACCUACCUGCCGGCCAGAGUGCAUAGUCAGCUCUGAUUGUUCUCAAAACAAAGCAUGCAUCGACAACAAGUGUGCGGAUCCUUGUCCAGGGUCUUGUGGUUUGAACACCAAGUGUCUGACGGUCAAUCACAACCCUAUCUGUACCUGUGCGAACGGUUACACUGGAAAUCCAUUGGUACAAUGCACCAGGUUCAACGUGUCCCAGCCACCGUUCAAAGAUCUAGGAAAUCCUUGCUCUCCGAAUCCUUGCGGUCCGAAUUCACAGUGCAGAGUCAUCGGUUCGCAGCCAGCCUGCUCGUGUCUCUUGAACUUCGUUGGUCGACCUCCAAACUGCAGGCCAGAGUGCACAGAUAAUUCGGACUGUUUCCACUCGGCUGCUUGUAUAGAUCAAAGAUGCAAGAAUCCUUGUCCUGGUGCCUGUGGAGAGCUGGCUAGGUGUACGGUUCAGAACCAUGUACCUAUCUGCACGUGUCCUGAAGGGUACGAAGGGGAUGCUAGUGUCCGCUGCGUCCUGGCGCCUCCACCAACUACAGAUAUAAGUGUAUCGAAUCCGUGUUCACCGAAUCCUUGUGGUCCAAAGGCACAGUGUCGCGAGAGAAAUGGUGCAGGAGCUUGUGCCUGUCCACCAGACUUUAUUGGAGAUCCUUAUGACAACGAAAGGGGAUGCCACAGAGAAUGCGAAUCGAACAACGACUGUGCUCCACAGUUAGCCUGUGUUGGAUUCAAGUGCUCAGAUCCUUGUCCGAGCACCUGUGGCACACUGUCCAUCUGUAAAGUUCAACAGCACGUUCCUGUGUGCACUUGUCCUCCUGGAUACACUGGAGACCCAUACUACGCUUGUGAAAUUAAAGAAAUGACAAGAGUACCUCCGUUGGAUCCAUGUUCACCAUCACCAUGCGGACCCAACAGCAAGUGUCGCGAAGUGAAUGGUCAAGCAGUGUGCACCUGUCUUCCGGAAUACAGAGGAAUUCCGCCAAACUGUAGGCCGGAAUGUGUGGUCAAUGCUGAAUGUCCACCUCACUUAGCCUGUCUGAACAAGAAAUGCGCUGAUCCUUGCCCGAAUACUUGUGGAUUGAGAGCACAAUGCACCACGAAGAAUCACAAUCCGAUCUGUACCUGUCCAGUUGGUUUUACAGGAGAUCCUUUCACCCAAUGUUCUCCUUAUGCUCUAGACGUCCCUUCGACCACGGAAAGACCACCAUCUUGCACUCCAUCGCCGUGUGGUCCAAAUUCUUUAUGCCAUAUCAUAUCCGGAAACCCAGCGUGUUCCUGUCUACCAAAUUACAUCGGUGUACCACCAGAAUGUCGACCAGAGUGCAUAUUGAGUUCCGAAUGCAAGAGUCAUUUCGCUUGUGUCAAUCAGAGGUGUCAAGAUCCUUGUCCAGGAUCGUGUGGUGUCAACGCUCAGUGCCAUGUUCUCAAUCACAUACCCGUCUGCACGUGUAUGGAAGACUUCACCGGCGACCCAUUCACGCAGUGCACAAUCAUUCCUCCAACUGCUUUACCGCCUGUUAGUGAUCCGUGCAGUCCAUCACCUUGCGGAUCAAACGCAAUAUGCAACAACGGCGAUUGCGAAUGUCUGCCAGAAUACAUCGGCAAUCCAUACGAAUCCUGUCGACCAGAGUGUAUCCUUAACUCAGAGUGUCCACGCGACAAUACCUGCCUGAAAAAUAAAUGCAAGGAUCCUUGUCCAGGAACGUGCGGACAGAACGCGGUUUGCGACGUGGUGAAUCAUAUUCCUGUUUGCUCUUGCCUGACUGGUUACGUUGGAGAUCCGUUUGUCAGCUGUCGAGUUCAACCACAAGUUCCUCAACCAUCGAAAGAUCCAUGCUCGCCCGUUUCACCCUGUGGACCAAACAGCCAGUGUCGCAACAUCGAGGAUCAUGCUGUGUGUUCCUGUCUUCAAGGAUACCUAGGCUCUCCGCCGUCUUGUAGACCAGAGUGUGUAGUCAGUUCGGAGUGUCCACCAACUCGUGCUUGUAUCAACAAAAAGUGUACAGAUCCCUGCUUAGGAUCCUGUGGAUUAAACGCUAGGUGCGAAGUGAUCAACCAUUCGCCAAUUUGCAGUUGUCUUCCUGGUCAGACUGGAGAUCCCUUCAAGAGUUGUUAUGACAUUUCAAUUCCGCCAGACGGCAAAGACACGGGAGAUCCUUGCAAACCUUCACCCUGUGGACCAAACGCUCAGUGCCAGAACGCAAAUGGAUAUCCAUCAUGCUCUUGUCUUCCUUCCUACAUAGGAACACCUCCAUCUUGCCGUCCAGAGUGUCUCAUCAAUCCUGACUGUCCCACCGAUAAGGCGUGUAUUAACUCAAAGUGUACAGAUCCUUGCCUAGGAUCUUGCGCGGAGAACGCCAGGUGUCUGGUUGUGAACCACGCCGUUACGUGUUCGUGCACAUCCGGUUACACGGGAAAUCCGUUCGUCCAAUGCAUCGUGUUGGAAGAGGAAUCGAUUAAUCCAUGCGAACCAUCACCUUGCGGGCCUAAUGCCAUCUGCCAGCAACGCGACAAUGUUGGUGCCUGCAUCUGUAUCGACGACUACCACGGAAAUCCUUACGAAGGAUGUCAGCCAGAAUGCAUCCUCAGUUCCGACUGUCCAACCAACAAGGCCUGCGUUCGCAACAAGUGCGAAGAUCCCUGUCCAGGAGUCUGUGGCAUCCAGGCUCAAUGUUCAGUCAUCAACCAUAUUCCAACCUGCACCUGUCAGCCUGGUUACGUAGGUGAUCCUUUCACCAGUUGUACUCUGCCGCUAAGCCCGGAAACGGAACCCACAGUUUUUGACCCAUGCAACACAUCUCCGUGUGGACCGAACAGCUUGUGUCGAGCCAUUAAUGGACAAGCCGUGUGUACUUGUCAGGAAUCUUACGUUGGUUCCCCUCCAAAUUGCAAACCUGAAUGUGUCGUGAACUCCGAGUGUCCUCAAAAUAGAGCCUGUUAUAAGUACAAGUGUACCGAUCCUUGUCCUGGAACUUGCGGAGUGGGAGCCAAUUGCCGGGUGAUCAAUCACAAUCCCUUGUGCAGUUGUCCUCAAGGAAUGACUGGGGAUCCUUUCUCCAGGUGCUACCCUCAUACAGUGACACCAAUGUCACCAGCGGGUGAUCCUUGCACACCAAGUCCUUGCGGUCUGUACGCAGAGUGCAGGGCAAUCGGUGAUCAAGCCGCUUGCUCUUGCUUAAAGAACUACAUCGGACUUCCGCCGAACUGUCGUCCCGAAUGCGUCGUCAACACGGACUGUGCAUCGAAUCAAGCGUGCAUUUCAGAGAAAUGUCGAGAUCCUUGCGUCGGAUCCUGCGGCCAGAACGCAGACUGCAGGGUGCAGAAUCAUAUUCCUGUUUGCUUGUGCCAGACAGGAUACACCGGUGAUCCUUUCACGCUAUGCUCGCAGAUAAUAGAACAACCAAAAACACCCGAAGAUCGUUGCAACCCAUCACCAUGCGGACCGAACGCAGAAUGCAACGACGGACUUUGUGCUUGCCUUCCAAAUUACUUUGGCGAUCCUUACUCCUAUUGCCGUCCAGAAUGUACUAUGAAUUCGGAUUGUUCUCGAGUGAAAGCUUGUGUCAAUCAUUACUGCGUGGAUCCAUGCGUUGGCACGUGUGGAACGAGUGCAAGGUGUGAUGUGGUUAAUCACAUUCCUAUGUGCAGUUGUCCUCCAGGAACCACUGGAGAUCCAUUCACUCUUUGUCGUCAGCAUCUGCCCGAAGAACCAAGAAAACAACCUUGCACCCCGUCUCCCUGUGGAGCGAACAGUGUCUGCAAAGUAGCGAACGAUCAUGCAGUCUGUUCUUGCCAACCAGGAUUCAUUGGCAGUCCUCCUGCCUGCAGACCAGAAUGCGUGGUCAGCGCAGAGUGUCCUUUGACCCAGGCGUGUCUCAACAACAAGUGCCAGGAUCCUUGUCCUGGUACCUGCGGUCAAAACACGAGGUGUCAAGUGGUCAAUCACAAUCCAAUAUGCAGCUGCCACGAUGGACAUACUGGCGAUCCGUUCACCAGAUGUUAUCCGAUGCCCAAGACACCGCCGGUACCAACGAAUCCAUGCCAACCAUCUCCGUGUGGACCAAACGCAGAGUGUCAAGUGAGAGGCGACAGUCCAGCUUGUUCGUGUAUAGAAAAUUAUAUCGGUGUUCCGCCAAAUUGUAGACCGGAGUGUACGAUCAAUCCGGAAUGUCCUCCGCAUUUAGCGUGUAUGCAACAAAAGUGUCGCGAUCCGUGUGCUGGUUUGUGCGGUUUGAACGCGCAGUGUUCGGUAGUGAAUCACCACGCGGUCUGUGCUUGUGUCGAAGGUUACACCGGAAAUCCGUUCAGCGUUUGUGAGCCGUUCACCAAGGAUACACCCCCAGACCUUAGGAAACCAUGCGAGCCUUCCCCAUGCGGUACAAAUGCGAUUUGUCGCGAAAACAACGGCGUUGGUUCCUGUUCCUGUUUGCCAGACUACAUAGGUGACCCAUACGAAGGAUGCAGACCCGAAUGUACCCAAAAUUCCGAUUGCGCCAAGACGAUGGCCUGUAUGGGCUUAAAGUGCAGAGACCCUUGCCCAGGAACCUGUGGAUUGCAAGCCCGAUGCGAAACGAUCAAUCACCUUCCAGUUUGUUCUUGCAACCCUGGAUACACUGGCGAUCCCUUUGCGUAUUGUACUCCGCCCCCUGUUUCAGAUUUAAUACCUUCAGAACCAUGUAGUCCCUCCCCCUGUGGACCGAACAGUAAGUGUCGAAACGUGAACGACCAUGCCGUGUGUACCUGCCUGGCGAAUUUCAUUGGAAAUCCACCGAACUGUCGACCCGAAUGCGUGGUGAACAGCGAGUGUCCCUUGGAACUGGCGUGCAUCAAUCAGAAGUGCACGUCACCCUGUACCAACUCGUGUGGUAUCAACACGCAAUGCAAGGUGAUCAACCACAGUCCCAUUUGCAUCUGUAAUCUUGGAUAUACUGGAGACCCGUUUACCAAAUGUUUCCCUGCUCCACAACCGCCUCAGUGCGACUGCUCCCCAGUCCCGAGAGACCCCUGUGUGCCAUCGCCUUGCGGUAUGUACGCAGAGUGUAGGAAUAUCGGCGGAAUUCCAUCUUGUUCCUGUUUGCCACGAUAUAUCGGAUCCCCGCCCAACUGUCGACCAGAAUGUCGCGUAAACUCCGACUGUCCCAUGAACCUCGCGUGUUCCAGCGAGAAGUGCAGAGAUCCUUGUCAAGGAUCCUGCGGUGUCACCUCCUUGUGCACGGUUUACAACCACGUGCCCAUGUGCACCUGUCCCGAAGGAUACACCGGCGAUCCCUUCAGUAACUGCUACCCUCUGCCCAUCCAGCCAACUAUGCCAGCUGUCACUGACCCAUGCGCCCUGUCGCCCUGUGGCCCUAAUACACGUUGCGACAAUGGUGUCUGUACCUGUCUGGACGAGUAUCAGGGUAACCCUUACGUAGGCUGUCGACCAGAGUGUGUCCUGAAUACGGAUUGCCCGCAGAAUCGUGCCUGUGUGAGGAACAAGUGCGUUGAUCCUUGUCCAGGCAUCUGUGGCGAAAAUGCACAGUGUCUGGUGCAUAACCACAUACCCAUGUGCAGUUGUAUUAAUGGAAUGGUUGGAAAUGCUUUCGUUCGAUGUUCUGUCCUUCAAGAUUCAGUAAAGAGGAACCCAUGCUCACCUUCGCCUUGCGGACCAAACAGUGUCUGUAGGGAGAUAAACGAGCAGCCUGUCUGCGCCUGUGUGACAGGAUUCUUGGGUGUACCGCCUACCUGCAGGCCAGAAUGUACCGUCAGCUCCGAUUGUCCUCUGACAGAGGCUUGUAGUAAUCAGAAAUGUAUAAAUCCAUGUCCUGGUACUUGUGGACUCAAAGCUCUUUGCAACGUAGUCAAUCACAACCCUGUAUGCAGUUGUCCGCCAGGAUUCCCUGGCAAUCCUUUCUAUGACUGCUCUCAAGGACCUCCCAUGAACCUUUUGCCGGUAAACGUAUGCGAGCCAAACCCUUGUGGACCUAACUCUCAGUGUCGAGUCGUGAACCACCAAGCUUCCUGUUCCUGUAUGCCGGAAUUUACAGGUUCUCCUCCUAAUUGUAGACCAGAAUGCAUCAGCAACAACGAGUGUCCUAGCCACUUGGCUUGUGUCAAUCAAAAGUGUAGAGAUCCCUGUCCUGGAUCCUGUGGAGCCAAUGCAGAGUGUCGCGUAGUCAGUCAUACACCCAUGUGUGUCUGUCCUAACGACUACACAGGCGAUCCUUUUACUCAAUGUACUCCCAGACCACCUGUACCCUUUGAUCUAUCUCCUUGUAAACCGUCACCGUGCGGUUUCAACGCGAUAUGCAAGGAACAGAACAGUGUUGGUUCGUGUUCCUGUUUACCCGACUACAUCGGCAACCCUUACGAAGGCUGUCGACCCGAGUGCGUUCUCGACUCGGAUUGUCCGCCUACGUUCAGUUGCAUACGUUCCAAGUGUCAAGACCCUUGUCCAGGCACCUGUGGCACAAACACCGAGUGCAGAGUCAUCAAUCAUCGACCCGCCUGCACGUGCAUCCCUGGAUAUAGUGGAAAUCCAUUCCAAUACUGUAUUUUGAUACGCGAAAUAGAAGAUGAAACCAAAUACAAGGACCCAUGCCAACCCUCGCCUUGUGGACCAAAUAGUCAGUGUCGAGUAGUAAACGGGCAAGGAGUUUGCUCUUGUCUACCGGAAUACACAGGAUCCCCACCCAUGUGUCGUCCCGAGUGUGUUCUGAAUACAGAUUGUCCUCAGGAUCGCGCGUGUGUUAAUCAAAAAUGCACUAAUCCGUGUCCUGCUUCGUGUGGCACGUUCUCUACCUGCGUGGUCAGGAACCAUAGCCCGAUUUGCGCCUGUAGAGAAUCGUACACUGGGGAUCCAUUCACUAGAUGCUUUCCCAUGCAACAAUCUCUACCACCCGCAGUAGUCGAACCGUGUUUGCCUUCUCCUUGCGGUCCGAAUUCCGAAUGUCGCGUAGUUAAUGGUGGUCCAUCUUGCCAGUGUUUGCCCACCUACAUGGGAAGCCCUCCCAAUUGUAGACCGGAGUGCAUCAUAAACUCGGAUUGUCCUAGCAAUAGAGCUUGCAUAGGACAGAGGUGUAUGGAUCCUUGCCCAGGAUCUUGUGGAGUGUCAACCCAGUGCAACGUGAUCAAUCACGUGCCUAUUUGCACUUGCCUUCAGGGUUACACCGGAGAUCCCUUCAGCAAUUGUUACCCAACACCACCCCAACUACCACCUCCUGAAUCAGACCCCUGUAAUCCGUCACCAUGCGGACCAAACGCACAGUGCAACGCAGGAGCGUGCACUUGCUUGUCAGACUAUCAGGGUGAUCCCUACACCAGUUGUCGACCAGAAUGUGUCCUUAACAACGACUGUCCUCUGAACAGAGCCUGUGUUCGCAACAAGUGCGUGGAUCCGUGUAUAGGUACCUGUGGCAGGAAUGCGGUAUGCAAUGUCCUGAACCAUGUACCCAUGUGCAGUUGCCCACCUGGAAUGGGUGGUAAUGCGUUCAUCUCUUGUGAUAGAAUGGAAGGUACGGAAAAUGAUCGCAGCCCAUAAUUACAUUGAUAAGAGUUGAUGGAUAUUCAUAUUGUUCCUGCUUUAGAACCAGUUCUGGUGAACCCAUGUAACCCGUCCCCCUGCGGACCCAACAGUCAAUGUCGAGCAAUAAACGAGCAAGCCGUGUGUUCCUGCGUGCCAGGAUACCUUGGUACUCCACCCUCGUGUAGACCAGAGUGCGUGGUCAGUUCAGAUUGCCCUAGGAACCAAGCUUGUAACAACCAGAAGUGUAUCGACCCUUGUUUGGGUACUUGUGGCCUGAAAGCACUUUGUCAAGUCGUCAACCAUAAUCCUGUGUGCAGCUGUCCAUCUGGUUUCACAGGCGACCCCUUCACUAGAUGCGAAUUCAUCACUGUGAGCGCACCACCGGAAGACACGUGUGCCUCUUGUCAAUGCGGUCCCAAUUCCGUGUUCCAAAUGAUCAACGACAAACCAUCCUGCGCCUGUUUGCCCAACUUUAUCGGUUCCCCGCCAAAUUGUAGACCGGAAUGUGUGAGCAACAGCGAGUGUUCAAGCGAUUUGGCCUGCAUCAAUCGAAAGUGUCAAGACCCAUGCCCAGGCUCGUGUGGUUCGAACGCGGAGUGUCGCGUGGUCAGUCAUACACCGAUGUGCGCCUGUCUCAGUGGCUACGCAGGCGAUCCGUUCGCCCAAUGCUUCCUGAAACGACCUGAAAUUCAAUCCCCGCCGCAGUCACCCUGCACACCAUCACCCUGUGGUCCUAACGCGAUAUGCAAAGAACUAAACGGAGCAGGAUCCUGUUCUUGUGUCCCGGAUUACAUAGGAAACCCGUACGAAGGAUGUCGACCGGAAUGCACCGUGAAUUCCGAUUGUCCUUCAAACUUGGCCUGCAUAAGAUCCAAGUGCCAGAAUCCUUGUCCUGGCACGUGCGGCCAAAACGCUGAUUGUGCGGUGAUAAAUCACUUACCAAGCUGCACUUGUCUGGCUGGAUUCACGGGUGAUCCUUUCGUGAACUGUUACGUUCAACCGACGACUCCCCUUCUCGAAAGAAACCCGUGUAGCCCGUCGCCAUGCGGGCCCAACAGUCAGUGCCGUGUUACAAAUGGCCAAGCUGUCUGUUCUUGCCUCCCUGAAUACGUAGGCAGCCCUCCAGGAUGUCGACCGGAAUGUGUAGUCAGUUCAGAAUGUCCUUUGGACAAAGCUUGCGUUAAUCAGAAGUGUACCGAGCCCUGUCCCGGUCGCUGUGGUACCAACACCGACUGCAGAGUCAUGAACCACAGUCCUAUCUGUGCUUGCAAGCUGGACUUCACUGGCGACCCAUUUACCAGAUGUUUCCCAACACCAAAACCAUUGCCAAGCCCCGUUGAAAACCCUUGUGUACCAUCACCUUGUGGACCGUAUUCAGAAUGCCGCGAUAUCGGAGGUUCUCCAUCUUGUACCUGUUUACCAAAUUACAUGGGCAGUCCACCGAAUUGUAGACCAGAAUGUACGAUAAAUCCUGACUGCCCCAGCAAUCGUGCUUGCAUAAAUGAGAAGUGCAGAGAUCCGUGUCCUGGUUCGUGCGGUUUUGGCGCAAUUUGUAACGUGGUUCAUCAUACUCCAGCGUGUUCUUGCCCCGAGAGUUUUACAGGAGAUCCUUUCACUAAUUGCCAGCCAUUGCCGCCUCAACCGUUAAACGUUCCAUCAGACCUUUGCAACCCCUCACCCUGUGGCCCAAACGCAGAAUGCAAUAAUGGUGUCUGUACUUGCUUACCCGAGUACCAAGGAAACCCAUACGAACUCUGUCGACCCGAAUGCGUUCUGAACACCGAUUGUCCCAUGAACAGAGCUUGCAUUCGUAACAAAUGCGCAGAUCCUUGCAUCGACACUUGCGGUCAAAAUGCAGUGUGCAACGUGUACAAUCAUAUCCCCAUGUGCAGCUGUCCACCUGGGAUGUCCGGAAAUGCAUUCGUAAUCUGUUCCGUCUUACAAGAUCUAGCACGCCCAGGACCGUCGGACCAUUGUAGACCUUCUCCAUGUGGCCCGAACAGUCAGUGUCGUGUGGUGAACGAUCAAGCAGUGUGUUCGUGUGUCCAGGGAUACCUAGGCACUCCACCAUCUUGUAGACCCGUAUGCGUCGUCAGUUCCGACUGUCCGCGCAAUCUAGCAUGUAGCAAUCAGAAAUGCAUAGAUCCUUGCCUAGGUACCUGUGGUCUAAGGACACAGUGUCAAGUUGCCAAUCAUAAUCCCAUUUGUAGCUGCCUUCCAAGGCAUUCCGGGGAUCCUUUCACCAGAUGCGACCCAAUAAUUGAAACAUCACUCGUACCGGUGAACCCUUGUCAACCGUCUCCCUGUGGACCAAACUCCCAGUGCCGUGUGGUGAACGACUCACCCUCUUGCAGUUGUCUGUCCGAAUUUACUGGAACCCCGCCAAAUUGCAGACCAGAGUGCAUCAGCAACAGCGAAUGCCCUGCCCAUCUAGCUUGCAUGAAUAAAAAAUGUAGAGAUCCAUGUCCUGGUGCCUGUGGAUCGAAUACGGAAUGUCGUGUGGUCAGUCACACGCCCAUGUGCGUGUGUCUCAGUGGAUACACUGGAGACCCUUUCACUCAGUGCCUUAUGCAACAACCAACGAUUGUCGAGAACGUGUCACCCUGUACACCAUCACCAUGCGGAGCAAAUGCUUUGUGCAAAGAGCAAAACGGAGCAGGUUCCUGCACCUGUUUGCAAGAUUAUAUUGGAAACCCUUAUGAAGGUUGUCGCCCAGAGUGUACCGUGAAUUCUGACUGUGUGUCCAAUAUGGCCUGCGUUCGUUCCAAGUGUCAGGAUCCUUGUCCAGGAACUUGUGGUCAAAAUGCAGUCUGCCAAGUGAUCAACCAUUCGCCAGCUUGCACCUGCAUGUCUGGUUACACCGGCGAUCCAUUUAGAUAUUGUAAUCUUAUCGUACAAUCCGAACCAGUUACAAGAGAACCAUGCAAUCCAUCUCCCUGUGGGCCAAAUAGUCAAUGUAGAGUCGUUAACAAUCAACCGGUUUGCACGUGUCUACCAGAAUACAUUGGAAGUCCUCCCGGAUGUCGACCAGAAUGUGUAGUGAGCUCAGAAUGCCCUACUAAUAGGGCUUGUGUUAACAACAAGUGCGUGAACCCUUGCCCUGAACCGUGUGGAUCAAACACCAACUGCAUGGUCUUGAACCACAGCCCAAUGUGUAGUUGCAAACAGGGCUACACUGGAGAUCCUUUCAGUAGAUGUUUCCCUGUACCAAGACCUGCACCUGGCCCAGUCUCACAGAACCCUUGUGUGCCUUCGCCUUGUGGACCCUACGCAGAGUGUCGCGACAUUGGGGGUACACCCUCCUGCUCUUGUCUGUCAUCUUAUAUUGGCAGCCCACCUAACUGUAGACCUGAAUGUACUAUCAAUUCCGAUUGUCCAAGUAGUCAGGCAUGCAUAAACGAGAGAUGCAGGGAUCCUUGCCCAGGAUCUUGUGGAUUAUCAGCUACCUGUAACAUCAUCAAUCAUACACCGUCUUGCACUUGCCCAGACGGUUUCACGGGAGAUCCAUUCACGAAUUGUUAUCCCAAACCAAUAGAAGAACCAGUGAUACCUGCUGAUCCCUGUAAUCCCUCCCCUUGUGGAUCGAAUGCUGUGUGCACAGACGGUACUUGUUCGUGUCUGCCAGAAUAUCAAGGAGAUCCUUACGCUGGUUGUCGACCCGAAUGUGUUCUCAACAAUGACUGUCCUUUACCUCAAGCCUGCAUUCGCAAUAAAUGCGUGGACCCGUGUCCUGGAACUUGUGGUCAGAAUGCACAGUGCAAUGUCUACAAUCAUAUUCCCAUGUGUAGCUGUCUGCCUGGAACGACUGGGAAUGCUUUCGUUUCUUGUCGUCCAAGCAGAGGACCCGAAGAUCCAUGCAAUCCAUCUCCCUGCGGACCAAACAGUGUCUGUCGCGUAGUUAACGAGCAAGCAGUUUGCUCUUGCGUGGCUAAUUUCAUUGGAACACCUCCUUCGUGCAGACCAGAAUGUACUGUCAGUUCUGAUUGUCCAAAGAAUCAGGCUUGUAGCAAUCAGAGGUGUAUGAAUCCUUGCGCUGGAUCCUGCGGCGUUAGGGCUCAGUGUCAAGUGAUAAAUCAUAAUCCUGUGUGCAACUGUCCAGGAGGCUUCACCGGUGAUCCUUUCGUCAGAUGCGAACUAAAACCGGAAGAACCGCCAAUUCCUAUCAAUCCUUGCCAGCCUUCGCCCUGCGGACCCAACGCGAUGUGCCAAGUGGUGAACGAUUCACCUUCGUGUUCUUGUUUGCCUGAAUUCACGGGGACACCUCCAAACUGUAAACCAGAAUGCAUCAGCAAUAGCGAAUGCCCUAAUCAUUUGGCAUGCAUGAACAACAAAUGCAGAGAUCCUUGUCCUGGCUCUUGUGGGGCUAAUUCCGACUGUCGCGUAGUGAGUCACACAGCGAUGUGUAUGUGUCUUGUUGGUUACGAGGGAGAUCCUUUUACUCAGUGUAUUCAGAAACAAAACGAUGUACAGCCAAUUAUUUCGACUCCAUGCACUCCAACCCCAUGUGGUUCGAAUGCUAUUUGUAAAGAGCAAGGUGAAGUGGGUUCUUGCACCUGUUUACCCGACUAUAUUGGCAACCCUUACGAAGGCUGUCGUCCAGAGUGCGUCAUGAACUCCGAUUGCAUGUCAACACGCGCUUGCAUUCGUUCCAAGUGCCAGGAUCCAUGUCCUGGAGCUUGUGGUACGAACGCCGAGUGUCAAGUUGUCAAUCACUUACCAACUUGUACCUGUUUCCCUGGCUACACUGGACAACCUUACCAAUUUUGUCAACCAAUUACACAGCCUGUUGAAGAUAGGAGAGAUCCAUGUUCCCCGUCACCCUGCGGACCAAAUAGUCAGUGUCAAGUUGUUAACGAUCAAGCAGUUUGUUCCUGUUUACCGCAAUAUAUUGGUACUCCACCUGGAUGUCGACCAGAAUGCGUGGUUAGCUCGGAAUGUCCAUCGAAUCUCGCGUGUAUUAAUCAGAAAUGCAAAAAUCCUUGUCCUGGACCUUGUGGUGUCAACGCAGAAUGUAACGUCAUCCAUCAUAGUCCCAUCUGUGCCUGUAGACAAAGGUACACGGGUGAUCCGUUUACACGUUGCUUCCCAAUGCCAGAAAUUCUACCAACAAUGGUACCGUUUAAUCCUUGCGUGCCUUCACCCUGCGGUUCGAAUGCAGAGUGUCGCGACAUCAACGGCCUAUCUUCUUGCUCCUGUUUACAAAAUUACAUAGGCAGUCCACCAAAUUGUCGCCCAGAAUGUACAGUGAACUCUGAUUGCUCACUUAAUCAAGCUUGCAUGAGAGAAAAGUGUAGGGACCCGUGUCCUGGCUCUUGUGGCAUCUUUGCUCAGUGCAGCGUGUUUAAUCACCUGCCAGUUUGUAGCUGCAUAGAAGGUUACACCGGAGAUCCUUUUACCAAUUGCUAUCCAAAACCGCCAGCACAACCAACAGUUCUUGAUGAUCCUUGCAAUCCAUCACCUUGUGGAUCGAACACAGAAUGCAACAAUGGUAUCUGUUCUUGUCUGGCUGAAUACAAAGGUGAUCCUUAUGUAGGCUGCCGACCAGAAUGUGUCCUCAACACUGAUUGUCCCACAAAUCAGGCAUGUGUCCGCAACAAGUGUACCGAUCCUUGUAUCAACACUUGUGGACAGAAUGCUAUUUGCAAUGUUUUCAAUCACAUACCAAUGUGCAGUUGCGCACCUGGUACCAGUGGCAACGCUUUCGUGAUUUGUUCCCCGAUGGAAGAAGUAAGCCCGGAAACACCCUGCAAUCCUUCUCCAUGCGGGCCAAACAGUCAGUGCCGUAAUGUCAAUGGACAGGCAGUCUGUUCUUGCGUACCUGGUUACGUUGGAAGCCCUCCAUCUUGUAGGCCAGAGUGUACAGUGAGCUCAGAUUGUCCCAGGAACGAAGCUUGUAGUAACUUGAAGUGCGUGAAUCCUUGUAUAGGAAGCUGUGGCAUUCGUGCACAGUGCCAGGUCAUCAAUCACAAUCCCAUAUGCAGUUGUCCUGCAGGAUUGUCCGGGGAUCCUUUCUUCAGAUGCGACCCCAUCAUGGAAACGAAACCAGAAAUUAUAAACGUAUGCAAGCCAUCGCCGUGCGGUCCUAACGCCUUGUGUCAGGUGGUGAAUGAUUCACCAUCGUGCACCUGCAUGCCUGGAUUUAUCAAUUCUCCGCCUAACUGUCGUCCUGAAUGUGUCAGCAAUAGCGAAUGUUUAGCCCAUCACGCUUGCAUAAACCAAAAGUGCAGAGAUCCAUGUCCUGGCUCGUGUGGAGCGAACGCUGAGUGUCGUGUGGUCAGCCAUACGCCCAUGUGUGCUUGCUCCAAUGGGUACACGGGUGAUCCGUUCACGCAAUGCGUUCAAUUUGAAGAAUCGAUUCCAACAUCUCCUUGCACACCGUCACCCUGCGGUUCAAACGCUGUUUGCAAAGAGCAAAACGGAGUUGGAUCUUGUAGUUGUCAACCGGAAUACAUUGGCAAUCCUUACGAAGGAUGUCGACCAGAGUGUACAGUUAGCUCAGACUGUCCAUCGAACCUCGCUUGUAUAAGAAAUAAAUGUCAGAACCCUUGUCCAGGAACCUGCGGACAGGAUGCUGUCUGCCAGGUCAUUAAUCAUUCACCUAUGUGCACUUGCCUUCCUGGUUUCACAGGAGAUCCAUUCAGAUACUGUCAACUUUCGAGAGAACCUGACAUAGAAGAUGAAAUAGACCCGUGUGUUCCAUCGCCCUGCGGACCAAACAGUCAAUGCCGCGUGGUCUCUGGAAACCCCGUAUGCUCUUGCCUCCCCGAAUACACCGGAAGUCCUCCCUCGUGUCGUCCCGAAUGCGUCGUAAGCUCAGACUGUCCCUCGAAUCGUGCUUGUGUGAAUCAGAAGUGUGUGAACCCAUGUCCGCGACCCUGUGGACAGAACACUAAUUGUCUAGUCGUCAAUCACAGUCCUAUUUGUACCUGCAAAGACGGAAAUACUGGUAACCCUUUCACCAGAUGUUUCCCUCUUCCACCUCAAUCAACGUUACCUGAUCUACCUCAAAACCCCUGCGUACCAUCCCCUUGCGGUCCGUAUUCGGAAUGUCGGGAUAUCGGUGGUGCACCAUCUUGUUCCUGUUUAGCUAAUUACUUUGGUAGCCCACCGAACUGUAGACCAGAGUGUACGGUGAAUUCAGACUGCCCCAGUGACCGAUCGUGCAUCAGACAAACAUGUACCGAUCCCUGUCCAGGAUCGUGCGGUGUGUCAGCAAGGUGCACAGUUUUCAAUCAUCUACCAAUUUGUACUUGUCCCGAGGGAUUCACUGGUGAUCCUUUCAGCAGUUGUUCUCCUGCCCCACCUGCAGCAAUAGUACCCGAAGAUCCGUGUAACCCAUCGCCUUGUGGUGCAAAUGCACAGUGCAACAAUGGUCUAUGCACCUGUUUAGCGGAGUAUCAAGGCGAUCCUUAUGUGGGUUGCCGACCAGAAUGUGUUUUGAACACUGAUUGUUCCUUGAAUCAAGCUUGCCUACGCAACAAGUGCAUUGAUCCUUGCGUUGGCACCUGUGGACAAGGUGCAACUUGCAAUGUUUACAAUCACGUACCUAUGUGCAGUUGUCCCAUUGGAAUGACAGGCAAUGCAUUCGUAUCUUGCACUCCAUUUAGAGACCCUAUCGUGACAAACCCCUGCAAUCCAACACCUUGCGGACCAAACAGUCAGUGCAGAGAAGCGAACGGGCAAGCCGUGUGCACUUGUAUCCAAGGCUUUGUCGGUAUUCCACCAACUUGCAGGCCAGAAUGUGUAGUAAGCACAGAUUGCGGACCAACUGAAGCUUGUAUUAAUCAGAAAUGUAGCAAUCCAUGCGUUGGAUCUUGUGGAAUCAGGGCAACCUGUCAAGUGGUUAAUCACAAUCCAAUUUGUAAUUGUCCACCUAGUAUGACCGGUGAUCCAUUCGUGAGAUGUACCGAAAAACCAUUGGAAAUACCACCACAGCAAAACCCAUGCGAACCAUCGCCAUGUGGUCCGAACGCUCAAUGUCAAGUGAUCAAUGAUUCCCCAUCGUGUUCCUGUCUACCAGAAUUCACUGGUUCACCUCCUAAUUGUAGACCAGAAUGUAUAAGCAACAGUGAAUGCCCGAGUAAUUUAGCAUGCAUCAAUCAGAGGUGCAGAGAUCCUUGUCCUGGAUCAUGUGGCACGAAUGCAAUUUGCAACACAGUGUCCCAUACACCCAUGUGCACUUGCUCUCCUGGAUACACUGGUGAUCCAUUUACCCAGUGUGUCGUGCAACAACUUAUACCAAUGUACGUACCAAGACCCUGUGUUCCAUCUCCUUGCGGAGCAAACGCUAUCUGCAGUGAUCGAAACGGUGUAGGAGCAUGCUCCUGUUUGCCAGGAUAUCUGGGUAAUCCAUACGAGGGUUGUCGACCAGAAUGCGUUCUAAAUUCAGACUGCAUCCCCAGUAAAAGUUGUGUUCAAUCGAAAUGCGUGGAUCCUUGUCCUGGUACCUGUGGGCAGAAUGCAGUCUGCCAGGUGAUCAAUCACGUGGCAACUUGCAAUUGUUUGCCCAGGUUCACUGGUGACGCCUUCAGAUUUUGUAGAGAGGAAGACAUAGUCACUUUACCAAGCGUGAAAAAUCCUUGCCAACCAUCACCCUGUGGACCCAACAGUGUCUGUCGAGAAAACAAUGGACAAGCAGUUUGCUCCUGUUUGCCAGACUACCUUGGCUCUCCACCUGGAUGCAGACCAGAGUGCGUGACGAGCGCAGAGUGUCCUUCGAAUCGCGUAUGCGUUAACCAGAAGUGCACUGAUCCUUGUCCUGAUCCUUGUGGAAGAAAUACAAUUUGCAAUGUCAUCAAUCACAGUCCAAUCUGUUCUUGUCAGCAAGGUUUCACAGGAGACGCGUUCACGAUCUGCUUCCCAAUUCCACGUCCUCCACCAGAGGCAGUAAGACCUGUUCAGCAAGAUCCUUGCCUACCAUCACCCUGUGGACCAUACUCUCAGUGCAGAAACAUUGCUGGAAAUCCUUCUUGCUCUUGUUCACCCCCGUACAUUGGCGCUCCACCUAAUUGCAGACCAGAAUGCACGAUAAAUGCUGAAUGUGCCAGUGCACUCGCUUGUGUCAGAGAAAAGUGCUCGGAUCCUUGUCCAGGAUCUUGUGGUUUCGGAGCCAGGUGCACUGUUCUCAAUCACGUACCAAUUUGUUCUUGUCCUGAGGGAUACACUGGAGAUCCUUUCAGCAGUUGUGUGCCGAAACCAAUUAUUCCCAUAGAACCAGUGACAGACCCUUGCAACCCUUCACCAUGUGGGGCGAAUGCCCUUUGUCGCGAUGGUGUUUGCACGUGUCUUCCAGAAUUUCAAGGAGAUCCCUACAGUGGUUGUCGUCCUGAGUGUGUCAUGAACAACGAUUGUCUUCGUGACAGGGCGUGCAUAAGAAACAAAUGCGUUGAUCCGUGCAUAGGAACAUGCGGACAAAACGCACAGUGUCAAACAAUCAAUCACGUUCCCAUGUGCAGCUGUCCAGCUGGAAUGUCAGGAAACGCUUUCGUUUUUUGUUCCCCAGUACAGGAAGACGUAGUUACGAAUCCAUGCUCCCCAUCACCGUGUGGACCGAACAGUCAUUGUCAAGAAGUGAACGGAAUCCCAGUUUGCAAGUGUAUAGAAGGUUUCACAGGGAAUCCACCUAUGUGUCGACCAGAAUGUGUCGUUAGUUCUGAUUGCGAAUUAUCGAAAGCUUGCAUCAACCAGAAAUGCAGAGAUCCUUGUCCAGGAACCUGCGGUUUGAGAGCAGAGUGCUCUGUGGUGAAUCACAACCCUAUAUGCAGGUGUCCCCAAGGUUUAACUGGCGAUCCUUUCGCUGCUUGCACAAAUAUAGUUGAAAUGUCUCCAGAACCGAUCAAUCCGUGUUAUCCAUCACCAUGCGGUCCAAACGCUCAGUGUCAAGUGGUGAAUCAAGCACCUUCGUGCUCUUGUUUGCCAGAAUUUACAGGAUCGCCACCGAAUUGUAGACCCGAAUGUGUUAGUAACAGCGAGUGCCCUAUUCGCGAGGCUUGUAUCAAUCAGAAGUGCAGGGAUCCUUGUCCCGGUUUGUGUGGAGCUAAUGCUGAAUGCAGCAUGUUCAGUCAUACUCCAAUGUGUUCUUGUCGUUCGGGCUUUACGGGAGAUCCUUUUGCUCAAUGUACUCCUCUUCAAAUUGCCGAUGAAAGACCCACACCUUGCACGCCAACACCUUGUGGCGCUAACGCGGUUUGCAGAGUGUCAGGAAAUGCAGGCGCGUGUUCUUGUUUACCCGAUUAUAUCGGAAACCCUUACGAGGGUUGUAGACCAGAAUGCGUGGUGAAUUCCGACUGCUCGGCGAAUUUAGCGUGCGUGAGAUCGAAAUGUCAAGAUCCUUGUCCUGGUGCUUGUGGACAGAAUGCUAUGUGCAAUGCUGUAAAUCAUUUACCAGUAUGCACUUGUAUUCAAGGAUACACGGGCGAUCCGUUUAAAUAUUGCAGUCUAAGUCCAAUGAACCAAGCGGAUGUGAUAGUAAAUCUAUGCAACCCUUCACCCUGUGGACCAAACAGCGAAUGUCGCGUGAACAACAACCAAGCAGUCUGCUCUUGCCUCUCCUCUUACAUCGGCAGUCCACCAAAUUGUAGACCCGAGUGCGUGGUCAGCACCGAGUGUCCUUUGACUCGAGCUUGCGUGAAUCAAAAGUGCAUCGACCCAUGUCCCAACUCGUGCGGAGUAAACGCCAACUGCAGGAUUAUUAAUCACAGUCCCAUUUGUUUCUGUAACAAUGGAUUCACUGGUGAUCCAUUCACCGCCUGUUUCCCUGCUCCUGCUCCUGUGGAAACUGCGCCAGCAGUGCCAAGAGACCCGUGUUCACCAUCGCCCUGCGGUCCCAACGCUAUUUGCCAGAACGUAGGCCAGACUCCAGCAUGCACUUGCUUACCAAAUUAUCGUGGCAGUCCACCAAAUUGCAGACCAGAAUGUACCAUCAAUUCAGAAUGUCCCAGUAAUCAGGCUUGCAUUCAGGAAAGGUGUAGAGAUCCUUGUCCAGGAUCUUGCGGUUUUAAUGCUCAAUGCACGGUGUUCAAUCAUGUACCCAUGUGUUCCUGUAUCGAAGGAUACACUGGAGAUCCUUUCAGUAAUUGCAAUCAACAGACUAGACCUCCCGAAGCUGAGGUAGAUUUAUGCAAUCCAUCUCCUUGUGGACCGAAUGCUCAAUGCGACAAUGGAAUUUGUACGUGCUUACCCGAAUACUAUGGAGACUCUACUCUUGGCUGUCGACCAGAGUGUGUGCUGAACAAUGAUUGUCCUCGUGAUAGAGCCUGUGUCAGGAACAAGUGCGAAGAUCCUUGUAUCGGUACUUGUGCCAGCGAUGCGAUAUGCAACGUGAUCAAUCAUGUACCCAUGUGCAGCUGUCCAGUUGGUUUCGAAGGGAAUGCAUUCGCAUACUGUCGUCCCGCUAUAGCUGAGCUUCCAUCUACUCCGUGCGCCCCAUCACCUUGCGGACCUAACAGCCAGUGUCGAGCAAACAAUGGCCAAGCGAUCUGUAGCUGUGUACCAGGUUACUUAGGAAAUCCGCCAAAUUGUCGUCCAGAGUGUAUAGUUAGCUCUGAGUGUCCUCUCAAUCAGAUUUGUAGCAAUCAAAAGUGCAGAGACCCUUGUAUCGGCUCGUGUGGCCUAGGUGCACGUUGCACAGUGGCAAAUCGCAAUCCUAUAUGCCAUUGCUCUGAAGGAUUCACAGGAGAUCCGUUUGUUAGAUGCAUUCCACUUCCACCAGUGCCACCAGAACCCAUAAACGUUUGCCAGCCAUCACCUUGUGGACCGAAUGCUCAGUGUCAAAUCUCAGGAAACUCACCCUCUUGCACCUGUUUACCCGAUUUCAUUGGAACCCCGCCGAAUUGUAGACCUGAGUGUAUCAGCAACAGUGAAUGUCCUAGUCAUCAAGCGUGUAUAAAUCAGAAAUGCAAAGAUCCUUGCAUUGGAUCCUGUGGGACAAACACUCAGUGUCGAACAGUCAGCCACACUCCAAUGUGUUACUGUGAUAUAGGAUACACUGGUGAUCCGUUCACCCAAUGCUUCAUCACGCCCAUCGAAGACACCACGAUGAAAGUGAAUCCAUGCUUGCCUUCUCCUUGCGGUCCUAAUGCACAAUGCAUCGAAAGAAAUAACGCAGGCUCCUGCACUUGUCUUCCGAGUUACCUAGGAAAUCCUUACGAAGGAUGCAGACCAGAAUGUGUCCUAGACUCUGAUUGUUCGCCCAUUCGAGCUUGCAUCGGUUCGAAAUGCGUCGAUCCUUGUCCAGGAACUUGUGGAACCAAUGCUGAAUGUCGCGUAAUCAACCACCGAGCGUCUUGUUCGUGUUAUCCUAGUUACACCGGUGAUCCUUAUCGAUAUUGUUCCAUUCAACCAGUUGUUUCUGAUAUCACUGUCACUGAUCCAUGUGGCAAUGCUCAAUGUGGACCGAAUAGUCAAUGCAGGGUAGUAAAUCAAGUGGCAGUUUGCUCUUGCUUGCCAAAUUACAUGGGUACACCUCCAUCUUGCAGACCAGAAUGUGUUACAAACUCGGAAUGUGCCUCUGAUAGAGCGUGUAAAAGACAAAAAUGCGAAGACCCCUGUCCAUCUUCUUGUGGACAAAAUGGAGAUUGCAGGGUGAUCAAUCAUACACCCCUCUGUAGUUGUUCGAGAGGAUACACUGGUGAUCCUUUCACCGUCUGUUUCCCCAUUCCGCUAACACCUCCUGGUCAAAGCGACGUCAUUUCAAAAGACCCAUGCAUUCCAUCUCCAUGCGGUGCUUAUUCAGAAUGUCGGGACAUUGGUGGAGUACCAUCUUGUUCCUGUUUACCCACGUACACCGGAAGUCCGCCAAAUUGUCGUCCCGAAUGUACCAUUAACUCAGACUGCCCACCCAAUCAAGCUUGUAUGCAACAAAGAUGCAGAGAUCCUUGUCCUGGUUCGUGUGCAUCUCAAGCUCAGUGCAGUGUUAUCAAUCAUGUACCAACUUGUACCUGUCCUCCUGGUUACACCGGAGAUCCUUUCACCAACUGCUUCAUAGAACCACUUCGUCCAGUCGAAACUGACCCAUGUGCAUCUUCGCCUUGUGGAUCGAACGCUCGUUGCGACAAUGGCGUCUGCAGCUGUUUGCCAGAGUUCUUUGGUGACCCAUUUUCUGGCUGUAGACCAGAGUGUGUCUUAAGCAACGAAUGUCCAACCACGCGAGCUUGCGUUCGAAACAAGUGCGUUGAUCCUUGCACCAGUGUUUGCGGACUGAAUGCUUUGUGCAACGUGUUCAACCACGUGCCCAUGUGCAGUUGUCCUUCGGGAAUGGCAGGAAACGCUUUCGUGCUAUGUUCUCCCAUUCAAGUAACAACGGUUAGUGACCCUUGCAAUCCAUCGCCAUGUGGACCUAAUAGCCAAUGUAGACAAAACAACAUGCAAGCUGUAUGCUCCUGCAUAAGCGGAUACAUUGGUGCACCACCUACUUGCAGACCUGAGUGUGUAGUUAGUUCAGACUGUCCACUGAACGAAGCAUGUACCAACCAAAAAUGUCAAAACCCUUGUCUUGGAAGCUGUGGAGUUAACGCAGCGUGUAAUGUCGUUAACCACAAUCCUGUAUGCACCUGUCAAGAAAGAAUGACCGGUGACCCAUUCGUCAGGUGUUAUCCAAUGCCUGAGAGACCACAACCACCAAUCGAUCCAUGUCAACCAUCCCCCUGUGGUCCUAACGCACAGUGCCAGGUGGUCAACGAUCAACCAUCCUGUUCGUGUCUUCAAGAAUUCAUAGGAUCACCACCAAACUGUCGUCCCGAAUGCGUCAGCAACAGCGAGUGUCCUAAUCAACAAGCGUGCAUCAAUCAGAAAUGUCGAGAUCCUUGUGUAAAUUCCUGUGGUCUGAACGCGGUUUGUAACGUAGUUAGCCACACACCAAUGUGUGCUUGUACGAAUGGUUACACAGGUGAUCCGUUUACACAGUGUGUACCACAGCAAUUCGACGUUCAAGUCAGUAGACCGGAUCCCUGCACCCCAUCGCCGUGCGGUGCAAAUGCGAUAUGUCGGGUGCAAGGAAAUUCAGCUUCUUGUUCUUGUCAGAACGACUACAUCGGUAACCCUUACGAAGGGUGCAGACCUGAGUGCACCCUCAGUUCUGACUGUCCAUCCACUCAAGCAUGCAUCAGAUCCAAGUGUAGAGACCCAUGUCCUGGAACUUGUGGUCAGAAUGCUCAGUGUUAUGCGAUCAAUCAUGCAGCUACCUGCAGUUGCUUUGAACGAUACACUGGCGAUCCUUUCGUCUACUGCAAUCCUAUGCGAGAACCACUGCCUGAACCUAACGUUGUCAAUCCUUGCGAACCAUCACCCUGUGGACCCUACAGUCAAUGUAGACAGACAAACGGUCAAGCUACGUGUUCCUGUAUGCCAAAUUAUAUUGGAACACCCCCUAAUUGCAGACCAGAAUGCAGUGUUAACUCUGACUGUCCACUGACCCUUGCAUGUAGGAAUAAUAAGUGCGUUGAUCCUUGUCCCAACUCUUGUGGUCAACAGAGUACCUGUAGAGUCGUGAACCACAGCCCAGUUUGCAGUUGCAAGCCAGGGUUCACUGGCGAUCCAUUCACCUACUGUUUCUACAGUCCACCCACUGCCGUUGUCGAAACACCGGUUGAUCCCUGUAUUAACUCACCUUGCGGACCAAAUUCUCAAUGUCGCGCCAUCAAUGGUUCUCCCUCGUGUUCCUGUUUGGUGAACUACGUUGGUGUUCCACCAAAUUGCCGUCCAGAAUGUGUUACCAACACCGAUUGUCCCAGAAAUCAGGCCUGCAUUCGUGAGAAGUGUCAGGAUCCCUGUCCAGGAUCCUGCGGUUUGAACAGUGCCUGUGUUGUUCAUAAUCACGUUCCAAUUUGCACCUGUCUGGAGGGAUAUACAGGAGAUCCUUUUAAUAUUUGUCAGCUCAAACCAAUGCUUGUCGAAGAACCCGUGACAGACCCAUGCAGUAGUUCUCCAUGUGGACCAAACGCUCGAUGCAACAAUGGCAUUUGCACUUGUUUACCCGAAUACUUUGGAGAUCCAUACGUUGGUUGUCGCCCUGAAUGCGUGCUGAGUACAGACUGCUCUAGCGAAAAAGCUUGCAUCAGGAACAAGUGCGUUAACCCUUGCCCAGGAGCUUGUGCACAAAAUGCUGUGUGCAAUGUCAUCAAUCACACGCCUAUGUGCAGUUGUCCUCCACAAACUAGUGGAAACGCCUUAGUUCUAUGUUCGCCUGUACGAGUGCCCACGACGACUAGACCAUGCAAUCCAUCCCCCUGUGGUCCAAACAGCAUAUGUAGAGAAGUGAACGAUCAAGCCGUGUGUACAUGCGUCCCAGAUUACCUUGGAACACCACCUCUAUGCAGACCAGAAUGUACAAUUAGUUCCGAUUGUCCUAAGAGUCAGGCUUGCGUAAACCAGAAGUGUAGAGAUCCGUGUCCAGGAACGUGCGGUGUUCAGGCAACAUGCCUGGUGGUGAACCACAACCCCGUGUGUUCUUGCCCAGAGCGUUACACAGGGGAUCCAUUCGUCAGAUGUGAAAUGAUCAAAGAAGUAAUAGUGCCCACGAACCCUUGCCAACCGUCACCCUGCGGCCCGUACUCUCAAUGCCAAGUGGUAAAUAACAUCCCGUCCUGUACCUGUCUGCCCGAAUACGAAGGAAACCCGCCCAACUGCAGACCCGAGUGCAUCUCAAGCUCCGAGUGCCCCAGCCACCAAACGUGCGUUCGACAAAAGUGCAUGGACCCUUGCCCAGGUCUCUGUGGCGAAAGUGCAGAGUGUUACGUGACUUACCACAUAGCCAAUUGUGUCUGUCCGACCGGUUUCACGGGCGACCCAUACACGCGUUGCUCAGUAAUAAUUCGUGACCCGGAACCCUCACCCUGCGCCGAAGGUGUUUGCGGCACAAACGCAUUGUGCAGAGAACGAGACGGUGUCGGGAUCUGUUAUUGCCCCCCUGAAUACAUUGGCAACCCUUACGUAGGAUGUAGACCCGAGUGCGUCAUUAACCCUGAUUGCCCGUCCAGCAAAAUGUGUGUCAGAAACAAAUGCCAAGACCCAUGUCCUGGAACCUGCGGUCAGAAUGCCGAGUGUGCAGUCGUUAACCACCAACCCCUCUGCAACUGUAGACCCGGUUUUACUGGGGACCCAUUUGUCAUGUGUACCAUGGAUAUAAUAGUCCCGAAAGAGAACGUCUGUAGCCCGUCACCCUGUGGACCCAACAGCCAGUGCAAAGAGGUAUCUGGUCAGGCUGUGUGUUCCUGCCUGCCCACCUACGUUGGCACUCCACCUGCUUGUAGACCCGAGUGCGUAGCUAGCUCCGAGUGUCCCACCCAACUCGCCUGCCAGGAUUACAAAUGCGUGAACCCGUGCCCGAGCCCCUGUGGUUUCAACACCAAAUGCAUUGUGGUUAAUCACAGUCCUAUCUGUAGUUGUAUGCCAGGAUAUAGUGGAGAUCCGUUCACCACUUGUACACCAAUUCCACCUGCUAUGGUCCCUGGCCCAGUGGAGAAAGACCCGUGUGUACCAUCUCCUUGUGGUAAUUUCGCGCAGUGCAGGAAUGUCCGUGGUUCGGCUGCUUGUAGUUGCUUAGGAGGCUACAUUGGUCAACCACCCAACUGCAGACCCGAGUGCACGAUUAAUUCUGAAUGUCAGAGUGACAUGGCCUGUAUAAAUAUGAAAUGCAGGGACCCUUGUCCUGGUUCCUGUGGCUCCGGUGCCGUUUGCGCUGUCGUUAACCAUAUUCCCGUGUGUAACUGUCCCGAAGGUUUCACCGGGAAUCCAUUUACUCUGUGUCAAUUACUUCCAGCUACACCCACUCCAGCACCAGUAGAAGACGAAUGUACCCCAACACCCUGCGGUCCCAAUGCAGAAUGCUCGAAUGGUGUUUGCACCUGCCUGCCAGAAUUCCAAGGGAAUCCGUAUCUAGGAUGUCGACCCGAGUGUGUCCUAAACUCAGACUGCUCUCGUGACCGAGCCUGUUUGCGUAACAAGUGUAUGGACCCCUGUCCAGGAACUUGUGGUAUCAGUGCCAUUUGUACAGUUAUCAAUCACGUUCCGAUGUGCAGCUGUCCUGGGAACAUGACCGGCAACGCGUUUAGUCAGUGCACCCCUCUGCAAGAUAUGACACCCGUCAAUCCGUGUAGCCCAACACCCUGCGGACCUAACAGCGAAUGUCGCGUUGUGAAUGGUCAGGCAGUUUGCUCGUGCAUCAGAGGAUUCCUAGGAAGCCCACCCACGUGUAGACCCGAGUGCAUAGUGAGCACAGAUUGUCCGCAAAACGAGGCCUGUAGUAACCAAAGGUGUAUCGAUCCCUGCCCAGGAACUUGCGGAAUUGGAGCCCAGUGCAACGUUGUCAAUCACAAUCCCAUAUGCAGUUGCCCAUUGCGAUACACCGGGGAUCCAUUUGUCCAAUGCAUGCCCUUCCUGGAAGAACCAGUAGUAGACCCUUGCCAGCCAUCACCUUGCGGUCCGAAUUCCCAGUGUCAGGUCAUCAACAAUUCACCCUCGUGCUCGUGCAUGCCAGAAUUCACUGGCAGCCCACCAAAUUGUAGGCCCGAGUGUGUCAGCAACAGCGAAUGUCCUAGCCAGUUAGCAUGUAUCAAUCAGAAGUGUAAGGACCCUUGCAUAGGAUCCUGCGGAGCUAGUGCCAAUUGCCACGUUGUCAGUCACACCCCAAUGUGCACCUGUUUGAGUGGUUACACUGGUGAUCCGUUCACUCAGUGUGUCUUCAAAGAACCUACAAAUAUACUUACACCUGUCGAUCCCUGCAACCCAUCUCCUUGCGGUUCUAAUGCCAUUUGCAAAGAACUGAAUGGCGCAGGCUCGUGCACCUGUCUUUCAAAUUACAUCGGUAACCCCUACGAAGGAUGCCGACCAGAGUGCCUCCUGAACACCGACUGUCCUUCGAAUCAGGCUUGUAUGAACAACAGAUGCAGAAAUCCCUGCCCUGGAACUUGCGGUCGCAACGCUGAAUGUCACGUUAUCAAUCACUUGCCGGUAUGCGAGUGUUAUCCUAGGCAUACAGGCAAUGCUUUUGUCCUUUGUUCACCUAUUCAGCCAGAAAUCGGUCAAGCAAUCAGCCGUCCUUGCAAUCCAUCUCCCUGCGGACCUAACAGUCAGUGCAGAGCAAUCAAUGGACAAUCAGUUUGUUCCUGUCUACCCGAAUUCAUAGGCAGCCCACCAGCUUGCAGACCCGAAUGUACAGUAAGCGCCGAGUGCGCUUUCAAUCUUGCUUGUAUCAAUCAAAAGUGUAGCGACCCUUGUCCUGGAUCGUGUGGUUCCAACACUAGGUGUGAAACGAUUAAUCAUAGAACAAUAUGCUCAUGUCAGCCAGGAUUCACUGGUGAUCCAUUAGUUUCCUGUUUCGAUAUACCAAUGGACAAACCUGUACCAGUACCAUCGUACGUGAACCCAUGCGCACCCUCGCCAUGUGGACCCUAUUCAGAAUGUCGCAACAUAAAUGGACAGGCCUCGUGUGCCUGUUUAGCAGAUUACAUGGGUACCCCACCAAAUUGUAGACCAGAGUGCAUAAGAAAUUCAGAGUGCCCUAGCAAUCAGGCUUGUAUUCAGAAGAAGUGUCGUUAUCCUUGUGAAGGAGUCUGCGGUGUAGGUGCUCAGUGUUCAGUAAUCAAUCACACUCCAAUCUGUACAUGUCCUGAAGGAUUCUCCGGCGAUCCUUUCGUUAGAUGUUCAUUUGCUCCAGUACAAGAAGAGAGACCAGUGGAUUCGUGUGCCAAUUGCGGAGCUAAUACUCAGUGCCUCAAUGGAAUUUGCACUUGUUUACCGGAAUACCAGGGAGACCCGUACUUAGGCUGUCGACCAGAAUGUGUUCUGAACACAGACUGUUCCAGAGACAGAGCCUGCAUUAUGAAUAAAUGUAACGACCCUUGCGAUGGAACUUGUGGCCAGAAUGCUGUGUGUUCUGUCGUCAAUCAUAUUCCAGUUUGCACUUGCCCUCCAGGAACAUCCGGAAAUGCAUUUGUAGUUUGCUCUCCUCUUCAAGUAUUAACACCUAAAGACCCGUGCAACCCCUCGCCUUGCGGACCCAACAGUCAGUGCAGAAAGAUAAACGACCAAGCUGUUUGCUCUUGUAUUCCUGGUUAUCUAGACACACCACCGAAUUGUAGACCCGAGUGUAUUCUCAGUUCAGAUUGUCCAUCAAACAUGGCCUGCAACAACCAGAAAUGCGUAGAUCCUUGCCCAGGUACUUGUGGAAUCAGAGCCGAGUGCAUGGUCGUGAACCACAAUCCGAUCUGCAGUUGCUCUCCCGAUCUGACAGGCGAUCCCUUCUCGAUGUGCAUUAGAAAACCGGAAGAACCACAAGUUCUAAACCCAUGUGUCCCAUCACCAUGCGGUCCAAACAGUAGAUGCCAAGUCAUAAACAAUUCACCAUCUUGCUCGUGUUUGCCCGAAUUCCUCGGAUCCCCUCCAAAUUGUAAACCCGAGUGCAUCAGCAACAGCGAGUGCUCUACGCAUUUGGCAUGUAUCAAUCGGAAGUGUCGUGACCCUUGUCCAGGUUCCUGUGGCGCAAACGCCGAGUGCCGAGUGAUCAGUCACACACCGAUGUGUGUCUGCUCCUACGGUUUCGUUGGUGAUCCGUUUAUACAAUGCGUUUCAAGACCAGCUAUGGAAAACACUCAAGAGAAACCUACUCCGUGUGUACCAACACCCUGCGGGUCGAACGCGAUGUGUAACGAACUGAAUGGCGCUGCAUCCUGUAAAUGUCUUCCCGAUUACAUCGGCAAUCCCUACGAAGGCUGCCGACCAGAGUGCAUCAUCAAUUCUGAUUGCACAGCCGAUCAGGCUUGCGUUAACUCCAAGUGUCAGAAUCCUUGUCCAGGAUUCUGUGGCUACAACGCUGUCUGUCAGGUUGUCAAUCACGCUCCACUCUGCACUUGUCAAUUCAGUUACACCGGUGAUCCGUUCGUUCAGUGUAAUGUCGUCCAAGAAGCACCGAAACCAGCUGAUCCUUGCAGUCCAUCGCCCUGCGGUCUGAACAGUCAAUGUCGCGUAUCCAAUGGACAGGCUAUUUGUUCAUGUUUGCCCACAUUCGUCGGUACUCCACCAUUCUGUAGACCAGAGUGUACAGUUAGCUCGGACUGUGCUACAAAUCGCGCUUGCAAGAAUCGUAAAUGCGUCGACCCUUGUCCCGGAAUUUGCGGUAUCAAUGCGAGAUGCGAGGCGAUCAAUCAUAGUCCGAUUUGCAGCUGCAACGUUGGUCACACUGGUGAUCCGUUUGUGAGAUGUUUUAAACUUCAACCGAUGCCUGAAAGUGUAAACCCAUGCGUCCCAUCACCAUGUGGUCCCUUCUCUGUGUGUCGUGUGCUUGGUAACGCGGAAUUGCCAAGCUGCACGUGCAUGGACAAUUACAUAGGAACUCCACCGAACUGUCGACCAGAAUGUACCAUCGAUUCCGAGUGCACCAGCAACAGAGCUUGCCUGAGGCAAAAGUGUACGGAUCCCUGUCCAGGUUCCUGUGGCACUGGAGCUCAGUGUUUGGUCGUGAACCAUAUGGCUGUAUGUACAUGUCCAAAAGGAUACACUGGCGAUCCGUUUGUCAGUUGCUUCUUAGAAUCACCUCCAUCACCACCAGUUCCUCAAGACGCCUGUAACCCCUCGCCAUGCGGAUCGAACGCACUGUGUCGCAAUGGGGUGUGCUCUUGUUUGCCUGAAUAUCACGGUGACCCGUAUUACGGAUGUCGUCCAGAAUGCGUCCAAAAUCCAGACUGCCCACUGGACAAAGCUUGCAAUCGCAACAAGUGUUUCGACCCUUGCGCUGGCGCUUGCGGUCAAAGCGCUGAAUGCGUGGUAAUCAAUCAUACCCCCAUGUGUAACUGUCCGGAUGGCAUGUCAGGAAAUGCGUUCACCGCGUGUUAUCCAGCCAAAGACCCAGUGGUAGUAGAACCUUGCAACCCGUCACCUUGCGGUCCCAACAGUAGAUGCCAGGACAUCGGUGGACAGGCAGUUUGUUCGUGUGCCCCUGGUUACAUUGGAAACCCUCCCGCUUGCCGUCCAGAGUGUCUCGUUAACAGUGAUUGCGCGUUAAACGAGGCCUGUGUGAAUCUAAAGUGUACGGACCCAUGUCCUGGAUCUUGCGGAGUAUCGGCCCGUUGUCAAGUGGUGAAUCACAACCCAAUUUGCAGUUGUCCUCCUGUAUUCACUGGUGAUCCGUUCGUGCGAUGCUUCCCCAGACCGGAGGAACCCGUUCAACCAACAAAUCCAUGUCAGCCAUCCCCGUGUGGACCGAACGCAGACUGUCGAGUGAUUAAUAACUCUCCAUCCUGUUCUUGCAAGGCAGAGUUCGUUGGAACACCACCAAAUUGUAGACCCGAAUGUAUCAGUAAUAGCGAAUGCAGUGGCCAAUUGGCGUGCAUUAAUCGCAAGUGCCGAGAUCCUUGUCCAGGUUCCUGUGGCGCUAACGCAGAGUGCUAUGUUGUAAACCAUAUUCCAUCUUGUACUUGUAUGAGGGACUUUACAGGAGAUCCAUUUGUUCAGUGCACAGCUAAGCAACCGGAAACAAUGAUUCCAGCACGACCUUGUCAACCAUCCCCCUGCGGAGCUAACGCUAUUUGUCGAGAACAAAAUGGCCUUAGCUCUUGCACCUGCUUGCCCGAGUACGUCGGCAAUCCUUACGAAGGAUGUCGACCAGAAUGUACGAUUUCUUCGGAUUGUCCUUCGCAGUUAGCAUGUAUAAGAUCCAAGUGCCAGAAUCCUUGCCCCGGUUCUUGCGGUGCCAACACCAACUGUCAGGUCGUUAAUCAUCUACCUGUAUGCACUUGCAUUCCUCAAUACACCGGUGAUCCGUACGUCAAUUGCAUGUACAAGAUACCAACACUCGAAGAAGAAGAACGCGACGUGUGUAACCCAUCGCCAUGCGGUCCCAACAGCCAAUGCCAGAACGUCAAUGGCCAAGCUGUAUGCUCUUGCAUGCCUCAGUACAUAGGCACUCCACCUAAUUGCAGACCAGAAUGCGUAGUGAACUCAGAAUGCAAUUCCAAUCUCGCGUGCAUAAAUCAAAAGUGCAAAGAUCCCUGUCCUGGCACCUGCGGCCGUAACGCCCAAUGCAAAGUUGUCCAUCACAGUCCAAUUUGUAGCUGUGGUAGUGGCCUGACAGGAGAUCCAUUCGUUUACUGUUUCCCGGCUCCAAUACCUAAACCAGAUGACCGGUACCCGAAAGACCCAUGCGUUCCAUCCCCAUGCGGUCCAAAUGCAAUGUGCAAGGCUGUUGGAGACACGCCAGUCUGCACUUGUAUGAACAACUACAUCGGAGUACCCCCCAACUGUCGACCAGAAUGUUCUAUCAAUUCAGACUGCACAGCGAACAGAGCUUGCAUUCGAGAAAAGUGCAGAGAUCCUUGCCCUGGCUCCUGUGGCGUUGCUGCUUAUUGCACAGUUAUGAAUCACACACCAGCUUGCACUUGUCCUGAAGGAUACACCGGUGAUCCUUUCACCAGCUGUACCCCGAUACCUUCACCAUCUAUAACCGAAGCCCCGUCAGACCCGUGCAACCCAUCGCCAUGCGGACCAAACGCCCAGUGCGACAACGGUGUUUGCACUUGUGUACCCGGUUAUUUAGGUGAUCCUUACGCCAUUUGCCGUCCCGAAUGUGUUAUCAACACAGACUGUUCCCGAAACGAGGCCUGUAUACUUCACAAAUGUAGAAACCCGUGUGUAGGCACGUGUGGAGUGAACGCUGAGUGCAACGUAAUCAACCAUCUGCCUAUGUGCAGUUGUCCAAGAAACACGACAGGCAAUGCGUUCUUAUCCUGUAACCCUGUACAAGAAAUCAGUACCAUUGACCCGUGCAAUCCAUCACCCUGCGGUCCAAACAGUCAUUGUCGUGUCUCCAGCGGCCAAGCUGUUUGCUCUUGUAUUACCGGAUUCAAGGGAACUCCACCUUCCUGUAGGCCAGAAUGCGUCGUCAGCACUGAUUGUCCACGAGACAGAGCUUGCAGUAACCAAAAGUGUAUCGAUCCCUGUCUUGGUGCUUGCGGAUUAUCAACACAGUGUGCUGUGAUUAAUCACAAUCCUGUGUGCAGCUGUUUCGAACAGUACACGGGCGAUCCAUUUGUCCAAUGUGUCCCAUACACAAAAGAGCCAGAUGUUAUUGUGAACCCUUGUCAACCAUCACCGUGCGGUCCAAACGCCGUGUGUCAGGUGAACAAUAAUGCUCCCUCUUGUUCUUGCCUCCCUGAAUUCAUAGGAAAUCCACCAAAUUGUAAACCCGAAUGCGUAAGCAACACCGAGUGUCCAGCACAACAGGCUUGCAUCAAUCAAAAGUGUAGAGACCCUUGCCCUGGCUCCUGUGGAAGUAACACCGAAUGUAGAACCAUUAGCCACACUCCCAUGUGUACUUGUGCCACUGGUUUCACCGGGAAUCCAUUCAUACAGUGCCUUCCUCAACCAAUUGAAGACAUUCCACAGAAAGUAAAUCCAUGCCAGCCAUCUCCUUGCGCGGCUAACGCUGUCUGUCGCGAAUCUUAUGGUUCAGCUAUUUGUACUUGUCUGCCCGAUUUCUAUGGAAAUCCAUACGAGAACUGUAGACCCGAAUGUCUCAUCAAUUCAGACUGUCCAUUUAACCGAGCAUGCAUAAGAAACAAGUGUCAAGACCCUUGUCCAGGAACGUGUGGAUUCAACGCUGUAUGUCAGGUCGUUAAUCACAUCCCAGCAUGCAGCUGUCAAUUAGGAUACACCGGAGAUCCCUUCAGAUACUGUAAUCUGUUUGAACAGCCUUUCGAACCAAAUCCUACCGACCCAUGUGACCCAUCACCCUGCGGCCCCAACAGCCAAUGUCGCAACGUCAAUGGUCAAGCUAGCUGUUCUUGCUUGUCUACGUUCAGAGGCACUCCUCCAAGGUGCAGACCAGAGUGUGUAGUUAGCACGGAAUGUGCUAGCAACAUGGCUUGCGUGAAUCAAAAAUGCGUUGAUCCCUGUCCUGGUGUCUGUGGAAUAAGCGCUAGAUGCGAGACCUUCCAUCAUAGUCCCAUUUGUAGCUGUAAUCCUGGUCAGACAGGAGAUCCAUUCGUUAAAUGCUUCGAUGUCACCACCAUGGUUCCGUUGGUUCCUGCGAAUCCCUGCGUACCAUCACCCUGUGGACCAUUUUCACAAUGCCAAGACAUAGGAGGUAUUUCCUCCUGUUCUUGUCUACCGAAUUACGUCGGUUCGGCUCCGAACUGUCGCCCAGAGUGUUCCAUUAACUCAGACUGUACCAGCGAUAAGGCAUGCAUUCGAGAAAAGUGCAGAGACCCGUGUCCAGGAUCUUGUGGAGCUAAUGCGUUCUGUAACGUUAUCAGUCAUACGCCGAUUUGCACUUGUCCCAGAGAUUACACGGGUGAUCCUUUCACCAGUUGUCGUCCAAUGCCCACACCUAUCCUUCCAGUACCAUCAGACCCAUGCAACCCCUCACCCUGUGGACCAAACGCAUUAUGUCAGAACGGAAUCUGUAGCUGUAUAAACGAAUAUCAUGGCGAUCCUUAUCAAGGAUGUCGACCAGAGUGUGUACAAAAUUCUGACUGUACUUAUGACAGAGCUUGCUCCAACAACAAAUGCGUGAACCCUUGCACCGGAAUCUGCGGUCAGAACGCCGAAUGCAUGGUUGUGAAUCACAUCCCCACGUGCAGUUGCGUGGAAAAUCACGAAGGCGAUCCAUUUACCCUCUGUAAACCGAUCCGAAAACGUGUGAAACCUUGCGAACCCUCACCCUGCGGACCGAACAGCAUUUGCCGCGAAUAUGGUGAGCAAGCUUCCUGUUCCUGCCUCCCUGGAUACUUUGGAACUCCACCCAGCUGCAGACCCGAGUGCCUCGUGAACUCUGACUGCGAACAGAGCAGGGCCUGUGUGAACGAGAAAUGCCAGAAUCCUUGCGAAAACGCUUGUGGUCAGGGUGCAUUGUGUACCGUACGAAACCACAACCCCAUUUGUAGCUGUCCUCCUCAGUAUUCAGGUGACCCAUUCAUCAGCUGCUUCCCUAUGAAAACGCAGGACGAGGAACCCAGCCAGGACCCAUGCAAACCCUCAUCGUGUGGACCAAACUCCCAAUGCACAGUGUCGCCAGACAAUAAAGCCUCCUGUUCCUGUUUGCCCGAGUUCGUAGGCUCUCCUCCCACCUGUAGACCCGAAUGUCUCGUGAACAGCGAGUGCCCUGGCAAUCAAGCCUGCGUUAGACAGAGAUGUACCGAUCCCUGUACAGGACUGUGCGGCACUAAUGCUCUCUGUCAAGUUACCCUGCAUUACAUCCGUUGCGUGUGUCCCGAGGGAUACACCGGAGACCCGUUCACAGUUUGUUCCGUGACCAACAUCACACCUGCACCACCAACGCCAUCGAGACCUUGCAGUCCUUCACCUUGCGGCAUCAACGCCUAUUGUAGGGAAAGGUACAAUACAGCAUACUGCGAGUGUCUGCCUGAUUACAGAGGAAAUCCGUACGAAGGUUGUCAACCGGAAUGUCUGGUCAAUACCGACUGUCAAAAAUCACAAGCUUGUAUCAGGACCAAGUGCCAGGAUCCUUGUCCUGGCACGUGUGGCGUUGGAGCGAUCUGUACUGUAUCCAAUCACAUCCCUAUCUGUUCUUGUCCUGCUCCUACCAUCGGAGAUGCGUUCACCCUUUGUCAAGCACUCCCUGAAGUUCCAAAGGAAAGAGAUCCUUGUUCACCGUCACCGUGUGGUCCAAACACCAUCUGCGAGAAGAUCGGCGACAAUGCAGCGUGCAAGUGUCUGCCUGGCCUACAAGGAAUCCCAUCGAGUAUCACUGGUUGCCACCCAGAAUGCGUGAUCAGUUCAGACUGUUCAGGAGACAAGGCUUGCAUCAACAACAAAUGCAUCAACCCCUGCACCCAGAACGUCUGUGGAAUCAAGGCAAACUGCAAGGCGAUCAAUCACAGUCCACUUUGUAGCUGUCCAUCUCCCUUGAUUGGCAAUCCAUUCGAAGAAUGCUACACGAAAAUUGGUAUUUAAAACAUAAUCAUAUUUAUUUAAUUUUACGUAUCGAAACAUGCUGUGCUAUAACUUAACGAUUCCUUUCCAGAAACUGACCCCUGCAAUCCAUCACCGUGCACUUACAACGGUGAAUGCAAAGUUAAGAACGGCAUUGCAAUAUGCAUUUAUCCAGAAUGUGUCAUCAAUUCUGAUUGUCCACGAGACAAGGCCUGUUUCGCCCAGAAAUGCAGGGAUCCUUGCAUCGGUGCCUGUGGAAUCAACUCGCUUUGUCAGACAGUCAACCACAAGCCAGUUUGCUCGUGUCCAUCUGGUUUCACUGGCAACGCUAGGAUCCAGUGCACCAUCCCAACAGUUGAAGAACCGACCCCGGAAUGUACCCAAAAUUCUGAAUGUCCAAACGAUAAGACCUGUUACAAUCAGAAAUGCGUCGAUCCUUGCACCCUUGAUUCCUGUGGCUAUAACAGUCGGUGCCACGUGCAACUGCACCGGGCUGUAUGCGUCUGCAACGAAGGUUUCACUGGCAAUCCUCAACAGUACUGUCGCGAGCUUGGAUGUCGCAGUGAUAGCGAUUGUCCAUUGACCCAAUCCUGCAUCAACAACGAAUGCCUGGAUGCAUGCUCAGUGACACAGUGUGGUAUCAACGCACUUUGUUCGUCCGACGGAUAUCACAGACCACGAUGCUAUUGUCCUGAAGGAUACCUGGGUAACCCGUAUCAGAGAUGCGAGAGACCAGAGUGCACUAAUGACAACGAUUGUCCUUCUUCAUUGGCGUGUCGCGACUUGAAAUGCGUGAACCCUUGCGACUGUCCACUUUCAGCGCAGUGUUCUGUGAUUAACCAUCGUCCUACGUGUCGAUGCCCACCAGGUUACACUGGUGAUCCAUACAAGUCUUGUCUAAUGGAACCGAUAGAACCACAACCUCAGUGUCAGGUGGAUGGAGACUGUCCCAGUAAAUUGGGUUGUUUCAAUGGAAUCUGUAAAGACCCUUGCAUGGAAACGAAACCUUGUAUUGCUGGUGCAAAAUGUUCUGUAGUGGACACUUUGCCUAUGAGAACUAUGGUCUGUGAAUGUUUACCGAAUUUCGCUGGCGAUGCAACAGUAGCUUGCAUUCCAGUGGAUAAACAAAUCGAAGCAAUCUGCAAAGCUGACACUGAGUGCACUUCGAAUUUGGCGUGCUUGAACGAGCGGUGCAUCAACCCGUGCAUCAUCAGUCCAUGUGCAUCGAACGCGGACUGUUCUGUUGACAAUCAUUACCGUCAGUGUCAUUGCUCUCGAGGAACGGCCGGUGAUCCAUUCGUAAAUUGUUACAGAGACACUGAUUCGUUCCCAGAGUGCAUAAGGAAUACCGAUUGUGCACCCAACGAGGCCUGCAUAAACGAACUAUGUCAAAAUCCGUGUGUCAGUACUCAGUGUGGAUUGAACGCAGAAUGUAUCACUGUCAAUCAUCAUCCAACUUGUCACUGUCAACAGAACUUUGCCGGUGAUCCUCAAAUGCAAUGUUUCAGACCCGAGUGCAAGUCAGACAGCGACUGUCCUUACGACAAGACCUGUCAGAACAACAACUGUGUCACUCCAUGCUUGGUCGGAGACAUUGCAUGUGGUCGCGGUGCAGAGUGCAUUGCAAUUUCGCACAGAGCACAAUGCGUUUGCCCUAAAGGCACCCAGGGUGACCCUCGAAUCGCAUGCAUUUCCGCGGUUUGUCAUUACAACGAAGACUGUGCUGAUCACGAAGCCUGCGACAGACUGAACAGAGUUUGUCGACCUGUUUGCGAAGAUGACACUUGCGCCGAAACCGCCCAGUGCAUCGCUAGAGACCAUCAACCGAGAUGCAGUUGCCCUGUAGGAACUGUUGGAAAUCCUUACGUCGAAUGCACUGGUGUGGCCAUCGAAGUGGAGUGCAAAGAGGAUAGCGAAUGUCCACCAUCUUUGGCAUGCAUCAAUACAAAAUGUCAAGAUCCUUGUCUGUCCUCGAACAUGUGCACUGGUGAGCAAGAAUGCAAGGUAUUGAACACGGUACCACUUCGAACAAUGAUUUGUAGCUGUCCACCGAAUACCAUCACUGACAUCAAUGGACUGUGCAAGAAAAUUGUGUUAGAAGAUGUCAAGUGUCAUCAAGAUCAGGAUUGCAAUGAUUCGGAUAAAUGUAUCGAUGGAACUUGCAUUGAGGCUUGUCUUACCACUCAGUGUGGUUUUAAUGCACAAUGCAAAUCUACGUCCCACACAGGAAUCUGUCAAUGCUCGUCUGAUUUCACCGGCAAUGCUUACAUCGAGUGCAUCAGACUUCCUAUAGUGCCACUACCACCAGUUCGUCCAGAAUGUUACGCUAACAGCGAGUGUCCAAAUGACAAACAAUGCAUCAACGCUCUUUGCGUGAAUCCAUGCGUUGUUGAAGACACCUGCGGCAGAAAUGCCUUGUGUUACGUGGAUAAUCAUAAUCCAGUUUGCAGAUGUCCUGCUAACUAUGUUGGUGAUGCGAGAAUCAAUUGUGUACCACCGGAAAUUGUGGCCGAGUGCACUUCGAAUAGCGAAUGCGCGGGCAAUGCUGCAUGUGUCAAUAACUUGUGCAUCAACCCGUGCAAUUGCGGUCCAAACGCAAAAUGCAACGUCGUCGAUCACUAUCCAUCCUGCUCCUGUCCACCUGGAUAUUCUGGAAAUCCUCAAUUGGGUUGUUUCAAACUGGAUUGCGAGUCGGACAGCGAAUGCAACAACGCAGCCACCUGUUACAACGGCCAAUGCGUGAAUCCUUGUAUUCUGGAGAACAAAUGUGCAAUCAAUGCAGAAUGUUACGGUCAAAAGCAUCGCGCCGUUUGUCGCUGCGGUGCAGGCUACCUCGGCAAUCCGGAAGUGCAUUGCGAGAGGGUCGAGUGCAGCGCUGAUUACGACUGUCCUCGAAAUCUCGCCUGCAGCAGCGGACGCUGCAUAAAUCCGUGCAUCGAAGAUUCACCGUGUGCUCAGAAUGCUGUCUGCUACGUUCAAGAUCACCUGGCUACUUGUCGCUGUCCCGAGAACAUCCCUGCUGGAAAUCCCUAUUCCUACUGCGAGCAUCGUCCAACGACACCACUUGACGAGCCAGAAUGCAGAAUCGACAUCGAGUGCGCCGACAAACUGGUGUGCAUCAAGAACAAAUGCAUCGAUCCAUGCCCGGUUAUUAAACCAUGUCUGGAGAACGCACGAUGCAAUGUUCUUGAUACGCUUCCAGUGAGGACCAUGACCUGCACUUGUCCAGAAGGCUGGACCACUGACAUCGAUGGUGUUUGCAGACCAAUUCAAAUAGCAGUCAUCGGUAGCUGUACAACGAACGACGAGUGUAGCGAUAAAGAUGCCUGCAUCAACAGACAAUGCAGAAACCCAUGCAACUGCGGUACCAACGCUGCCUGCUAUGUCAGAAACCACAAACCGAUCUGUUCUUGCGAGGAAGGCUACCAAGGCAACCCAGACAUCGCCUGCUACUCCGUAGAGUGCAGACGAGACAGUGAAUGCGCUUUGGACAAGAUUUGCGUGAACAACAACUGCGUCGAUCCUUGCCUAGUGUCCGAUAAUUGUGGCGUGAACGCCGAAUGUUACCCUAACAACCAUAAAGCCGACUGUCGUUGCCGUAAGGGUUAUCACGGAAAUGCUCUGGAUCGCUGCAAAGUGAUAGGGUGCUAUAGCAAUGGCGACUGUCCCGGCGAUCACUCUUGCAUCAACAUGCAAUGCAUCAACCCAUGCGUCCAUAGCAACCCUUGUUCACCGCGUGCCGAAUGCAGAGUCUUCAACCAUCUGCCAAUCUGUCGUUGCCCGUCUCAGCACACAGGCAAUCCUUACGUGAAUUGCAAACCGGAAGAGAGACCAGAGUGCAAGGAAGACGGAGACUGUCCAGAUUCGCUGGCCUGCUUUAACAACAAAUGUCAGAAUCCAUGCUCUGUGAUCCAACCAUGCAGCGAACCAUCGGAGUGCAGGGUGCUACCGACUUACCCUGUUCGCACGAUGGUUUGCGUGUGUCCUAGUGGCUAUGUAAGCAGCGGAAGUGGACUCUGCAAGGCCACCAAGCCGAUUCUAGAGGUCGAAUGUACCAGAGACAGCGAUUGCCCAUUGGACAAAUCUUGCGUGAACGCUGUAUGUAAGAAUCCUUGCGCCUGCGGACCAAACGCAGAAUGCAGCGUCGCGAAUCACAAGCCAAUUUGUUCUUGUAUUUUGGGUUACGAUGGAAAUCCUGACGUAGUGUGUACCAAGGUCGCCGGAUGUCGCACGGAUGGAGAUUGCAGUGGAUCACACGCUUGCAUACAGCACAACUGCGUUUCAGUGUGCUCGCCGUCCCUGUCCACUUGUGGAAAAGGCGCAGAAUGUCAUGGCAUCAAUCACAAGGCCAUCUGUGAAUGUCCACCUGGCUAUGGAGGUAAUCCAAGAGCGGCCUGUGUUCUUCUUGGUUGCAGGACCAACUCGGAUUGCCCGACGAACAAGGCUUGCGUCAACAAUCGAUGCGAGAAUCCUUGUGCCGUGAAUCCUUGCACCGGGAACAUGGACUGUAACGUGUACAACCAUGUGGUCGAGUGCGCUUGCCCUCCUGGUUACAUCGGUGAUGCCAAACUGGGAUGCACCAAAUUGACAGAGAAAUGCAAGGCAGACAACGAGUGUCCAUCUCAAACCGCCUGCUUCAAUGGCGAAUGUAUUAAUCCUUGCGUGAAAAUCGAGCCUUGCGGAGUGAAUGCGGACUGCAAAGUCCUGGAUACAACUCCUGUGAGGACUAUGAUAUGCGAGUGCAUUCCUGGUUACAGAGGAAACGCGGUUGUUCAUUGUGAAAAAACUAAUGUAUGUCCAGUGGAGAAGGGUCAGAUCCUUGAUGAAUAUGGCAAUUGUAUCUGUCCACCUGGAACGGCUAAGGACGAGAGCGAAGUGUGCAUACCUUGCCACAAACAAACUGGAAUGAUCAUUAACAACGAAGGAUAUUGCGUGUGUGCUUUGGAAAAUGGCAUGAUCAUCGACGAAUAUGGACGGUGUGUCUGUCCAACGCAACACGGAUACAGACUAGACGGCAAUGGAUAUUGUAAAUUAGCCGACAUAAUUGAAUGCAAACACGACGACGACUGUGCUGACAAUAGAUUCUGUGACAAAACCAGUCAAACCUGCGAAGAUCCUUGUAUGAGCCAACUGUGUGGCUCGUAUGCAUUUUGCAAUGCUACUCGACAUCAAGCUAUCUGCAUAUGCAUCAACGGCUACAUUGGAAAUGCUUACAAACAAUGCUGUGACAAAAACCGAUGGCGAACCGAUUUUCCAAAACCAGAAAUGGUAGUCAGCUGCUUGUCGGAUGGAGUGCAGGUCGAAAUACAUCUUCACGACCAAGAGUUUGAUGGAGUACUAUAUGUUAAAGGUCAUAGUAAGGACGAACAAUGCAGAAGAGUUGUUUCUAUUCCUGUAGAAACGAUGCACAAGACCGAGAUAUUCAAAGUGGCAUUUGGAAAUUGUGGAUUGAUACACGUGAACGGACAAGCUAGCUUUGUACUGGUCAUACAAAAGCACCCGAAAUUGAUGACAUACAAGACCCAGGCUUAUCACAUCAAAUGUAUAUAUCAAACAGGAGAACAAAAUGUCACUCUUGGCUUUAAUGUCUCCAUGUUAACAACCGCUGGAACCAUCGCCAAUACUGGUCCACCGCCAGUCUGUUUGAUGAAGAUCGUCACUCAAAAUGGAAACGAAAUUAACUCGGCCGAAAUUGGAGACAACCUAAUGUUGCAGGUCGAAGUUCAGCCGUCAACUAUUUACGGUGGAUUUGCUCGAAAUUGCGUGGCUAAAACGAUGGAAGACAAUUUGGAAAACGAGUACAUAGUAACAGACGAGAAUGGUUGUGCGACAGACCCAACGAUAUUUGGCGAAUGGGAACAGAACCCUGAAACACAGACGCUGAUGGCCAGCUUCAACGCAUUCAAGUUCCCAAGCAGCAACAAUAUUCGAUUCCAGUGCAAUAUCCGUGUAUGCUUCGGUCGCUGUCAACCUGUAAACUGUCGAGGAUACAAUGCGUUCGGUCGUCGCCGACGAGACGUUGAUUCCGAAACGAACGACACUUCUUUGAGCAUCGCAGACAACUACGAAGGUCAACUUCGAGAAGAAAUAACAAUCCAGUCGAAUCUGAUAUUCACUCUGGAAAGGAGAGAAGAGAGGUUUACAGCAGAUCCAACUGAAAUUGCUUCAGCUCAAAGAGUGGAAGACAUUUGUGUAUCUAUGGUCGGCUUUGUGAUAGCAUUAGUAAUUACAGCACUGCUGGCACUAGUAGCUGUAGCUAUUGCUGUCUCCUGCUGGCUAAUGGCGUAUCGUCGCCAGCCAAAGACUGCUGGACCACUGCCACACCCACCAGAGUUCCCAAAUCCAUUGUUCACUACUGAAUCUGUAGCUGAACCAUCUCCUGACUAUCAUCUAUCAUAAGUUUUCUAGGAUAAUUAUUAUUUUAUAACGUAAUUUUAUAAUUGUCAAUGAAAUGCAGUACAGACCAGUUUCAUCCAGCUGGUCGGUCUUGUAUUUCUGUAAACAACUCCUCCAGCGACUAGUCUUCCAUACUUUUUCUUCUCUCGAGGGUUCACAAUCUGAGCGCGUCGAAUAUGUUCGCUGCUGUAUACUCUGUACUCUGAAUUUUCGAUCUAAAUAGAUAUACGUAUAGAUAUAUUUACUAUUUAUGGUGAUGGUUUGCUUCCAUUAUCUACGUACACGAGAAACCUUGUCUUCCUAUGUAUGUAAGUACCUUACCUUUUGUUCUCUUCUGUUCUGUUCUGUUCUGUUCUCCACUUCUUUUAGUCACUGGAGGAUUUGUUCAGCGUAACACUGCGAAUUUAAUUUCCGUGUAAAGUCGAACGAAUUAGUCUAAUAUAGCUUUCUUACUUCGAUAGUAGGUAACUGUACAUUUUAUCUAAUAAAACGCUAAUGUAAUAUUUUUAAAGUGGUCUCC